Pelobates cultripes (western spadefoot toad) is the source of this 70399-nucleotide messenger RNA. The record is from the annotation of a GenBank genome assembly. Lineage: Eukaryota; Metazoa; Chordata; Amphibia; Anura; Pelobatidae.
GGUCAGUGAGAGGGCGUGGACUCUGUCGUCCUGGAAACUCCGGGCAGCUGAUCGCGCGGCGCGUUGCGAGCUGGGGUUUGUAUGGGCGCCACGUCACUGCUGCUGACGUCACGGCCAAAGGAGGGGAUUGAGCGAGAAACAUGGCGGCCUCUAUACGGGAGAAGCAGACCGGUGAGUACCGAGCAGUCACAGGGAGCCCGGGAACCGGACACACGGAAACCUCACUGAGGGCCAUGGGAAGGCACCGGAGGGGGCAGGUCACCGGGUACCCCAGUCACGGAGCCCAGGGAAGGAGUUCAGUGGGGUGACAGGUGUUUAGGAUGAGGGGUCCUGGGGGCAGGAGAGGAAUGCCGGGGGGAGAAUUUACCUGGAGCAGGGGCAGCUCUGCGUAAUGUGAGGGAGAGCUCUGCAUAAUGUGAGGGACUGCUCUGCGUAAUUUGAGGUAGGGCUCUGCGUAAUGUGAGGGACGGCUCUGCGUAAUGUGAGGGAGCGCUCUACGUAAUGUGAGGGAGGGCUCUGCGUAAUGUGAGGGAGGGCUCUGCGUAAUGUGAGGGAGGGCGCUGCGUAAUGUGAGGGAGGGUGCUGCGUAAUGUGAGGGAGGGUGCUGCAUAAUGUGAGGGACGAGGCUGCAUAAUGUGAGGGAGAGCGCUGGAUAAUGUGAGGGACGGCUCUGCAUAAUGUGAGUGAGAGCGCUGGAUAAAGUGAGGGAUGGCUCUGCAUAAAGUGAGGGAGAGCUCGGGAUAACGCGAGGGGCGGUUCUGGGUAACGCGAGGGGCAGCGCUGUGUAAUGGUUGUUCCCCUUAGUCUCAGGCACCCUCCCUCCAAAAAUCGCUCUCCUGGCUGGUUGCAAAGUUGUUCAAAACCCUGGACCAAGUUGACUGGGGACCCAAGAAGUCCUCAUGCCGAAAUUUGUUCCAUAGCGGUCGUGGCUAAGUACCAUUGAGGACCAUUCAUGAGUCUGGGUCAUGCGAUUGGCCGCCUGGGAGUUAGCGUUUGGUUCCAUUCGAAUGAAGGGAAAGUGCCGAACCAGGGGCACCCAGGGAAAGCUGUUAAUGGCGGCUGGACAGGGUAACUCCCAAACGGUAAUGGACUAUAGUCGAUAGGCAUGAGGCCAGCUUUUACACUCCUCCAGGAGUUUGUGACAAAUGUUCGUGGGAUGAACGUUUGUCACUGCAUCUAUUGCAUUUAGGGGGGAAAUCAAGUGACAGAGCCACCAAACACUUUGUGCCAAAAUUGAAUUGUUUAACCAGUGCGGUUCUAUACUCCACAAUACUUUACAACAGGUUAACAAUACAUAAUGUGAGGGAUAGCGUAGGAUAAUGUGAGGGGCAGCGCUGGAUAACGUGAUGAGCAGGAUAACGUGAGGGGCAGCGCUGGGUAAUAUGAGGAGCAGGACAACGUGAGGGGCAUGCAGGAUUGGGGGCUUAAAUGUGAACUCAGGAGUUAAAUGACAGGAGAAGGUAGAGAUUGGGGACAGAAAGUGAUAGUAGAGGGACUGGAGGAUGUGAAGGUGAUGGUAGAGAAGGCAGUGUUGGGAAUAGGAGAGUGAUGGCAGAGAAGGGAGUGUUGGGAAUAGGAGAGUGAUGGGAAUAGGAAAGUGAUGGCAGAGGAGGAAGUGAUGGGGACUCAGACUUGACAUUAGAAGAGGGAGUAUUAGGGAAGGGAUGUGACAUUAGAAAAGGCGGAGGUUAGGAGUGUGAAAUAAGGAGGGAAAGCUGGGAGACUGGAGACAGUAGACGACCUAGAGACAGAAUGGUAAGAAUUAGUGGAUAGGAAAACUGGAAUGGGAAAAGUGACAAUAUAGGAGAGAGUUGUUGGUAGACUGGAAAGUAGCUGUAAAGAAUAGAGAGUGAGAUGGCAACUCCUGAUUGAAGCUGCAAGACAGGGCAAUGGUGGUCAAUGAGAUAAAAACUUGUGUGACAGGCAAGUGGUGGUCAAGGAUGAAGAAAUGCGAAUAAGGAAAGUGGCUUUUGAGAAGGGAGAAUGCCAGUGAAAUCAUUCAACUGUAGCAUUAAAGAUGUUGCUGAAAUAAUUAUUCAAGCUGCUUAUAUUGGUUGGUUAACGUAACGUAAUUAACCUUUUUUGUUUCAUAAUGGUCAGUGCAGUUGAUCGCUUGUAAUGAAUGCAGGGAUACAUGCCUCCUGUGUUAAUAUUGGAAUGUAACAUAAUAUUUGUCAUGCAAUAUUCAACAUUUAAUAAUAACAGUAAUUAUAUAACUUAUUAUAAAGUAAAUUAUAUAUUAUUAGGAGUUAUUGUAGUUCUUACCUUCUGUCUUUUGCUCGAGUGCAGCCAUUCAUAGAGUUCCGUGAGUGUCACACUGUUUUUUAAAAUUGGAUUUCAGGUCACUAAGCUAAUCAUGUAUACAUAAUUUUGGUCCCUGUAACAAAAGAUUAAGAACCACAAAAAGGUGGCUAGAACUGCAGCAUAAAUAAAGGGAUCUAACUCCACAAUGGCAGACAAUUGAGCAGUAAGAUUACAGGGGCAUGAUCUAUACACCAAAACCGCUUCAUUAAGCUACAGUUGUUUUGGUGCUUUGAGUAGUCCGUUAAACAUAUUCAUUAUCUUUUUCUUUCUUUUCUGGUAUCAUCCCAUCUGUCCUGAAUCCAUUGUACAAGCGUGCUCUAUGCCAGCACUAGCCAAUUUUUGGCACUCCAGAUAUUGUGGAUUAUAUUUCCCGUGAUUCUUUGCCAGCAUUAUGGGAGAUGUAGUCCACAAUAUCUGGAGUGUCGAAUGUUGCCUACCCCUGCUCUAUGCUAUGAGCACUUGGAACAGGCAGAGAGUACAGUAGCAUUGCUUUUGUGCAUGGCACACCCUCAAUGGGGCCAACAAAUGUGAUUAAAGACAACCCAACUUGCCUAUUUGGGCACUCACAGUCACAUGGUUUGCUGCAGUGGCCCCGUCCCCUUUUUUUGGCCAUUCUAAAGCAGCCCUCUCUCAAUUUACCUCUUUCCUUUCAGUUCACUUCCAAGCUUCUUGAUCAUAUUGUUUAUACCAGACUAACAUUCUCAACUCUGUCUCUUUGCUUAACCAGUUGUCUAGAUUACAAUUUUACCAUUAACUGAACCAAAUUCAAACUAACCAUUAAUGCAUUCUCUGCUAUAUUCCAAGUUCACUACCCUAGUCAUUCCCCCUUGACCUUUCUUCUGCUUUCGAGAUUGGUGACAUUCCCCUUUGCUCUACAGAGGCUCUAUCACUGAUCUUUAUUUGUUCUCUUUUUUUACCACUUUCAGCAAGAUUUGAUUCUAAGUUACAUGCUGUUUUUAAUUUGCGCUGCUUCUUUUAGUAAUCUGAAAUUUUGUUUUGGAUUGACACCAGUAUGCUGAUGAUAUUCAAAUCUUUGUUUUCCUGACUGUACUUCAGUUUCUGGAUCAAGUCUCCAGUUGUCUUAAAAUCAAGCUCUCCAAUGCAAAACAUUUCCCUUUUUGUCAGUAGCCAUAUAAGCUUGCUGCAUCACUUUUAAAAUAAUUUUAAUAUGUUAAAUAUAUUUAGUAUUUAAUACAUCUCAUCAAUCUCCUAGUCCUGCUACUUUCUUCUUAAAAAUAUAGCUCCCAUUUGCUGCUAUGUAUUUCAAGAGGCAACCAACGUAAUUGUUCAUGCAUUCUUAUUCUGUCUGAACUCACUCUUCCUUGCAGUGUGGGUUCACGGAUUAACUUCUAGCAAUCCUCUUAAAAAUGCUGGAGACAGGCUAAUCUUCCUGACUUUUUGCCUCUCUGUGUGUUUUGCUUUUGCACUAGCAUCCUGUAUCUUCCAGAAUUAAACUUUGCAUCUGUGUUUUUACCUGCAAACCCCUCCAUUCCUGUAUCCCAUUAUACAUAUCCUCAAAAAUGCAUCCAGUGUCUGUUUUUAGGCUGCUAAAACCGGUUCUUCUGCUUUAUCCCAACUUCUGCUUACAGGGCUAUUGUCACCUCUUGUUCCUGUUUAAAUAAGUUAUUUGUCGCUUUUUCUUGUAUGUAUUGUUUACCUGUUGUACAGUAUUGUGGAAUAUAGAACCACACUGGUUCAACAAUUCAAUUUUGGCACAAAGUAUUUUGUGGCUCUGUCGCUUUUGAUUCCCCCCUCCCCCCCCAAUGCAAUAGAUGCAGUGAAAAACGCUCCAUCCCACAAACAUUUUCCACAAACUCCUGGAGGAGUGUAAAAGCUGGCCUCAUGCCCAUCCUCCAUUACCGUUUGGGAGUUACCCUACCCAGCCGCCAUUAGCAGCUUUCCCUGGGUGCCCCUGGUUCGGCACUUUCCCUUCAUUCGAAUGGAAUGGAACGUUAGCUCACUGGCGGCCGAUCGCAUGAACCAGACUCAUGAAUGGUCCUCAGCGGUACUUAGCCGCGACCGCUAUGGAACUUAUUUCGUCAUGUGGAUUUCUUGGGUCCCCAGUCAACUUGGUCCGGGGUUUUGAACCACUUUGCAACCAGCCAGGAGAGCGCUUUUUGGAAGGAGGAUGCCUGAGACUAAAGGGAACAAACUUUACAUGAGAGCUAGGCGGAGCACCCCGUAUUGCGGCCGCAGUAGUUUCCGAAAGUUGACCAGCAAAAGCACCAAAUGCCCUGGAGCUAUUUUGGGCUUGGGACAAUGUGUGCUGGUCAAAAAUUUUACUUUAGCGUUUCCCCUACACUGCACAGAUCUGAAUGCUAAUUGGACAGCUUUGGCACUCAGAUCAGGGCUAUUUAGGGAUUUAUAAUAUGCAUUGUAUGUUUUUAUUAUGUUUUGGGGGUACAUUUAUGUUUUGUGUUGGACUUUCUGUACAUGGGAGCUAAUUAGCUUACCUAACUCCAUUAUCUCGCAGAGAUUCUGCGGAGGGGCUGGUGUUGAAUACAAUGGAGACCCCAAGCUGGGGUCUGUGCACUAAAGGCCGAGUUUGGCUCAUUAAAACCAGUUGUACUCCCAGAGCUAUAUGUCGUCUAGUACAGGCAUAGGCAACCUUCGGCACUCCAGAUGUUUUGGACUACAUCUCGCAAGAUGCUUUGCCAGCAUUAUGGGUGUAAGAGCGUUAUGACUGAUGUAGUCCACAACAUCUGGAGUGACGAAGGUUGCCUAUCCCUGCUCUAGUAAAUGGGAAGGGAAAGGGCAAAUCACUGCUCAGCACCUUGUUUCAGCUCAUGGAGGAUUCAGCGGGGAAAGUACUUGUAAGGACUAUAGCUCUCAGGAUUGUGUGUCGUCCAGUCACUGGGAGGAAAUAAAGCUAGUCCCCUAUCCUGUUCCAGGAGGCAGAGGCUCCAGGAGGGAGGACCCCAGUCAAGCCACGGCAAAUGCGGAAGAAGCACUGAGGUUUUCCCUGGUUUCAGUUAGGAAGCGGUCCUUGGCGGAGGUACCCAGCCAGGGUAUAAGGAGCUCCGCUACAGAUUUGUUUUGCAUUGGGUGUAUGAUUGUGGAUGAACGUUUUUUUGGGAUCAUGACUAAUUGUACUGGAGGGAAGCAGUAUUUCAGUAGGAUUGGAGGGUGAGUUUAGUGAAACGCCCAUUGGUAGUAGAACCUAGUGUUGCUGGCUUUGCUGGAAAGUUGAUGAGCAAUAAUUAAGAUCUACUUAAAGGGACCCUCUAGAUCCCUAAAGCACUUCAGCUUGCUGAAAUUCGUUAUGUGUAAAGAGUGUCUUCUUUUUUUUAUUUUACAAAAAGAUUUCUAUAGAAAUUGGCACUUUAAUAAAUUAACCUUGUUACACCCCCUGGCUGUCAAUCAGACAACUGGUCCUAUGACUUCCUGGUUUGGUUAGCUAAACUCGAAGCAGCAAUUGCCAAGAGCACCUGCCUUGCAAAAAAUUCUCAUUAUGCUGUAUUAGGAAGCCUUUGGUUGGACAGACACAGAAGUUCUGGGCGGGCUAGAACAGAGGGCUUGCAAAGGUAGCAAACAAGAGAUUGUCACUAAUGAUACAGAGAUGUGUAUCUUUUAAACACCCACACAUUUAUUAACCCUUAGUAGGGAACACGUGGGCUGGGCAGCUGCACCGUAACAUGGCUUUGUAUUUCAAAAGACAAACACACAAAAUUAAGUGCUCAAACUCCCACUACCCCUGGGUGGCAACAACAUUGGAGUACAGUGUGCAUCCGCUUAAAUACAUAGAACAAAAGCAAAAAAGUUACUGUGCACUAUCCCAAAUCCCUACUCACAUUUAAAGUACAUGAGGUUUUUAGUACCACGCCAAUAGCUGUCAAACGCUUCUUUCUUUCUUUUCUUUCUUUCUUUCUGAUUAUAAAGGGUGGUUUGUUGUGAUCUUGAGGGUAAGACUCUCUAUUGUGUUGGUUUACUUUUGUCAGAUAAUCAAAAUUUUCACUGCAGCGGAAUGUGCGGGUGGCAUGUCAAUUAUUAUAUUUAUAACACUGUUCAUUGUUGUGCAUGUUUUUGCAGCUGCUUUAAAGCGUAUGCUGAAUUUCAAUGUUCCUGUUGUAAAGAGUACCACGGGAGAACCAGUAUGGAAGGUAAAAUCUACCAGCUAAGCCUAAGACUGUAUCUAACACCUGUCUUUGCCAUAUUGCUAUACCCUGAUUUAGCAGAGGAUACAAUAAGCAGACGUUAGAAUCUGCACACACACACAUGCAUAAGUACAAAUGACUCAUGCACAUUUACAUAAAUUCAUAUAUUGCAGACACACAUUGACACACACUUGCAGUUGCAUGUCUUCAUUUCUUUGUGAUAAUAGAAAGUGGGAGUGGAGGUCCGUAGACUUAGUGCGUUCCCUGGUGUGCACCUCUCUUGGGUGCUGUAUUGAGGAGCCAAAAAUAAGUGAUGUCAUAUCCCUUUCUACUGAUCAAUAUAAAAGUCCGUAUGCUGCUCAGAACUUAGAGGGAGUCUCAGCUAAUGCAUCACACACAGACUGCCUGCUCACUUGCAGUCUAUGGGGGUAAAAAAAUUAAAUCUGUUUAGUUUUGAAAAACGGCGCCUGAGAGGGGAUAUGAUAACUUUAUACAAAUAUAUUCGGGGCCAGUACAAACCUUUAUCUGGAAAUCUAUUCAUAAACAGGGCUAUACAUAGGACACAACGUCAUACAUUUAGGCUGGAAGAAAGGAGAUUUCAUCUAAGGCAAAGAAAAGGUUUUUUUACAGUAAGAACAAUAAGGAUAUGGAAUUCUCUGCCUGAAGAGGUGGUUUUGUCAGAAUCCAUACAGAUGUUUAAACUGAAAUUGGAUAAAUACUUACAAAAACAUAACAUACAGGGAUAUAAUUUCUAAUUAGUGGGGUAAUAGCUGCUUGAUCCAAGGAGACAUCUGACUGCUAUUUUGGGGUCAAGAAGGAAUUUUUCCUAGUUUGUGGCAAAAUUGGAAGCGCUUCAGACCAGGUUUUUUGCCUUCUUUUGGAUCAACAGCAACAACAUUUGUGAGGAAGGCUGAACUUGAUGGACGCAAGUCUCUUUUCAGCUAUGUAACUAUGUAAUCUGGGGUGACCGUUUGAUCUCCCUGGUUUGUCCAGGAUACCGUUAAUUGGUGCCCGAUUCUAUUUGGCUAUUGGAUUAGCAACCUGGCACUCAGAUGUUUGUAUUUUUUUUAGAUAUUUCGAUAAAGCUGGGUUUAUAUAUUUUAACAAUCUUCAAGUGUCCUACAGUCUUGGGCUAAUAUUAGUAAUUGUUUGUUUUACACGUACAUUUGCACCACUGGAUUAGAAUAGCUGAUUUUCUGAGGUUUUAUAACUGAAGGUGAUGGACAAACCCUGUACCUGCAGCAUAUCUUCCCUGGCGCACAGCUUCAGAGCCAAACCCUAACACUGCUCCAUAUUCCUCUAAACUGUCUGCAGUAACUUAAAGGGAAACUAUAUUGCCAGGAAAACAAAGUUUCUCUCUAUAACUCCCCUCUCUUUUCUGACACUUACUGGAUUCCAGACUCGGUCUUUGCUCCUCCCUCACCAGCGUUGGCAGGCGGGGGGACUUAAUGCGCAUGCACAGCUAUCGCCAUGCUCGUAUUAGGACUUCCCCAUAGGAAAGCAUUGUAUAAUGUGUUCCUAUGGGGUUUUGGGGGAUGCUGGUUAUCUGGUAGACAGCCACUAGAGGUGCAGUUAACCCUGGUAGGUAAUUAUUGCAGUUUAUUUAAAAACUGCAAUAAUUACCAUUGCAGUGUUAAGGGACCAGGAACACUGCACCCAGACCACUUCAAUGAGCUGAAUUGGUCUGGAUGCCUCUAGUGUCCCUUUAAAGUGAACUAGUGUGUUAAAGAGAACUUCAUGAAGAUUGCCCUUCCACAUGUGCGGAUACCCACUGGUUUCAAAAAUGUUGGGAGCUAAAUUGCCUUCUUUUAUGUAUGAUUUUUAAAAAAAAAUUUUGGUUGGUUAGUUUAAGUAUAUACCAUAGCAGACCAUAAAUAUGUAGCUCUUUUUGGUUUUCCAUUUACCAAAUGCUUUGAUUUUAUAACCUGUUUUUUUCAGUUAUGAAUUCAUCUUGUCUUUCAGGUCCUAAUAUACGAUCGUUUUGGCCAGGAUAUAAUUUCUCCUCUUCUUUCUGUGAAGGAGCUCCGAGACAUGGGAGUCACUUUACACUUGUGAGUUGUAGAUGUAAAGCUUUUUGAUCCAUAUAUCUGUGGUCUCUGAUGUUACGUGUACCUCUUCCCUGUAAUUCUGUGUUAUGCACACUGCGUAUCCUUUCGCAGUCUCAAACUCUGGGCAUCAUUAGCGGUUACCAGAAAAUUGCAAGUUCUGCCAGCCUGUAGUAGUUAUGGUGCUUGGAGUGUUCCUUUAAUUCCAUUUAACUUAGUUUGGCAUUUAGUAGCUGUUUUCUCUUGUUAAUAGUCGUAUUUUGUCUCACCAAAAAAUAGUCCAAGUACCUUCAGAAAUUCACACUUGCAAGAAAGAUAUAACUCUUCAUAGCCUGAAAUGACCCAGGAGCAGUAAUCUAAAUAUUUAGUCUUUCUUCAUGCAAGGACUAUUACCACUGGGUGCUGACAUAGCGUGUGUUCUGUAAACACACAAACUCUUAGGAUGUAUUUUUAAAAAUAUUUUUAAUUGCUUUUCACUGUCAGGCUUUUGCACUCAGACCGCGAUGCAAUUCCAGAUGUCCCCGCUGUGUAUUUCGUGAUGCCCACGGAGGAAAAUGUAGACAGGAUUUGUCAGGUAAUUAACUGAUCUCUACAAUCUUAUUACACCAUUUUAACCAUGUGCCAUCUUCCCUUACGUUCUUGAUUUCUCACCAUGAUAUCCUUCUUGCAAAUGAUUUUCGUAAAUAUUUUAUUGGGAAUUACUGUUUUUGGUGUUUCAGCAGUCGGUGAAUAGCAAAGCAAAAAGAAGAUAACCCUGCAAACAAUAAUAAAGCAUAAUCAUUCUGUCUAGCUAAACGGGGCAGGCCCAGAACCAUUUAGAGUUUUCUAAAGGGGUUAAGAAUUAAUGGAAGACAGGGAAGUGGAGAGAAUGUUAGAAGAAGUAAGAAAAAGGAGAGAAAAUAAAAUGGGGCAUUUUCUUUCUAACUCCUCCUGCCCCAAGUAGGUAGAGUUGGAAGGAAUGACCUUGGCAAAGGGUUGAAUGACGAACCGGAAAGCAUCAAUCUAAGGAUCCAUAUUCUCAGAAAGUUCUAAUAAGUGUCCUGUAAAAAGACUAAAGGCUUUUCCAUAGACAAUUAAAGGGACACUAUAGUCACCAGAACAACUACAGCUUAAUGUGUCAAUAGCCUGUCCCUGCAGGCAUUGUAAUGUAAAGACUGCUACCUAGCGUGUUUUUAACAUUGAUUCAGGAAUACACGUUUGUAUACCUGACCCUAUAUUGUUCCUUUUAAGAGUCAAGAGUUUGAGGGUCAUAUUGUGUGUUUAUGCAGACCAUUGGUUGGGUGUCAGCUCAACUCCAAUCUCACAAAAACUUGUCCUUUCGAGAGUGAAUCACUGAUUAGUCCAAGCACACAUGGACAUAUGUGCUGAUAAACCCACGUCUACAGAAACAACUCACAUGUGAUAAAUCCUAUCUGAAGACAUGUACUACAUGGCUUGCAUUUUAAUAUAGCAUGCAUUCUCUUUAACCAUGAUGGGUGAAGUGAUGGAGUGCGUGUUUAAAUAGACCAAUCUUUAUUGUCAAUAAGUGUCCCAUCCAAGUCUCUUUCCCAUUUGUCCUUAACAAGAGAUGUGUUCAGGAACUUUGCUCCAGUUAUUUCACAAUACAGAAAAUAAAUUUUUCCCUUUUGGUUUCUUAGAAUGUCUACGCAGAGUUGCAAGGAUACUUGAUAGUGAAUGAGGAUGGAUGGUAUGGCAUAAGAGCCAAUUUCUAGAAAACAUUCUGUUUAAUUUCCAUCUGAUCCUUUAUAUCACAUGGCAUAUCUCGAAUUGUUGACAAAUAUGCACACCUCCACAAAGCCACUUCAUUGGUAAAUUGUCAGUUCUCUGCAACUCUUGUUUCGAUCCAGGGGUAAUGGUACAACAUAUUUCCUGCUAUCCCAUACAUCUAUAUUUUGUCAUUGCACGUGAAACAGAUUAUAAGAUCCUCACAGUAAUGUUGUGUAAGGACACCUGAUUUCCAAUAUUUGAUUAAAUCAAAACAUUUUUGACACUCGCUAGAGCUUGUGGAAUCAGUAAAGAUUAUUUCAAUUACUUUUGGCAGGAUUUAUUUUCUUAAAUGCUUAGUUUAACCCCUUAAGGACACAUGACAUGUGUGACAUGUCAUAAUUCCCUUUUAUUCCAGAAGUUUGGUCCUUAAGGGGUUAAGAAACUAGUUCUAAGUACAGUAUCUCUACUAACCCAAUACCCACUCCAUUUUCACACGUGAUUCAAUGCUCUUACACAACACUUUCUUAGCUCUUUCCCUGUAAUUACUUUCUCUUGUAAUACCUUCUAUUGGUCUAAGCUUAUUUAACCAUCUUCUACUGGAAAUCCAGCUUUAUUGCACCUUUGAAUGAAUAGGUGCAAAUAGUCGAGGUCUUCAGAAAAUCUAAGGAGCUUUCAGGGUAAGACAAAAAAAUAUUCUUCUUCCGUGUUGGCCUGUCUCAUGUGUUGAUUAUACAUUCCUAAAAACCACCAUACAGCAGCAACUCACCCCUUCCCCUCUCUAUUCCUCUCCUUUAUUAUAUUACUUGGAGGUAUUUUUGCCAUUCUUCAGUAGCUGAUAAGUGUUGCUAGUAGUUUUCUUUACUCAUAUAUAAUGAUGUAACACUUUAUCAUGGAUGCUCAGCAUGACAAAGGCUUUCCUUCUGAGUUUUUGGUGCUGCUCUCCUAAAUUACUGUGGCAUUCCUCUGUUCUAGAUUUUCACUCUGCGUUGCUUCUUGUUUACAGGAUCUGAGGACACAGCUGUACGAGUCAUAUUAUUUAAACUUCAUCUCUGCCAUUUCCCGCAGCAAAUUAGAGGACAUUGCCAGUGCAGCACUCACUGCCAACACCGUGGCUCAUGUCUCAAAGGUAACGCAAGCUCGUGCUUUGUUUAGCUGUUGGGAGACAACAAUGACAUUAUAUAUCUCUUUGUGCAGAGUACAGACUUACAAUCAUAGCCGUAAAUGUCUCCUUCUAUUGCCCAUUUUUUCUGUCAACAUUUAACAUGGACGAUGAGGUUGUAGCGCGUGUGCGCGUGUGUGUGUGCGUGUGCGCGUGUGUGUGUGCGUGUGCGCGCGCACACACACACACCACCGGUGAGGUUAUAAAUUUAUAGUGUAAGGCUGUUUUUGUCUUGGCAAAAAAUAUUUUCACGUUGAUGAAAGUUCCCCAAAACACGUGACUAAUUCAUUCUUUUUCCCCUCAGGUGUUUGAUCAGUAUCUCAAUUUCAUCACACUGGAGGAUGAUAUGUUUGUAUUAUGUAACCAGAACAAGGAGUUGGUGUCUUACAGAGGUUGGUUGACGUGAAGAUCUUAAAAUUACCCUUUUUAAAAAUCAGUUUAAAUGGGUAGUACAAAGAGCCCACGGGCCCUGUCUAUUUUAGCCGUAAUACUUUGCACCAAUCACUUUCAGCUAUAUAACACCACAUCUAACAGAGGUAGCUAUGUUAUAGCUAAAUCAAUGAGAUUUAGAAGGUUAUAUGAGAAAAUUCUGCCAGUUUCAUAUACAUAUAGAAAUUCCAACAUGUACAUUUUAUGCUUAUUUCUAUGUGUUGGUUAUAUAAUUUUGGAAAUAUACAUCUCUGGCAUUUAACAAAUGUGAUUUGUGUAUAUUUAUUGACCCUUUUUUUUUUCUCUAUACCUUCUAUCACACCUGGUUUUAUUCUGAAUGUAGUGUUAUCUCCUAUUUUUAUUGUUUAAUAUUUUUGGGAACAUGCUUUUGAGUGUUUCCAUAUUGUUUGAUAGUCGUGUUGGGGUAAUACCGUCUUUCCUUUUUACGCAGCACUGAACAGAUCUGAUAUCACCGACACAGAAAUGGACACGGUGAUGGACACUAUAGUAGACAGUCUGUUCUGCUUCUUUGUCACACUAGGUAAUUGUUUUUACAUUCUUCAUGCGAGACGCACUCAUGUUUUCAAAACUGUAUCAAAAUGUGGAAUGUGCAGAAUAGUAGAGUAGAUUCUAACAUGUAAAGAGAACAAAUAUAGUAUACCUGCUGUGAAGGGCAAUGUAAACAGCGCCUGUAUAUUAUAGAGUGAUGAGGGUAAAGAAAGACACAACAUUUGUCAAAGCGCCAGCUGUCCAACUGGAGUUACGUAACUAUAGUUACAACUACCUUUUGUAGGGAGAGACACAUAGGUAAUCAUGGAAAAACACAUUACACUCCAGAAGAAAAUACCAUAGAACGUUAUUGGAGAAGUAAGCAAAUCAAAGGGUAAAUACAAUUAAUGCAAAGAAAUGUGAGUUUGUGGGUCUAUAAUAAUACUAAUGGUGAGGGAGAAACUCAGAGAAAAUCCUUGUAAGUAAAUUGGUAAACAUGCAGGCUAUAGAUGUGUGCAGGACAUGCUGGCUAUAUAUAAAUGUAAGGUAAGUUUGGCAUGCUGACCUAUUGCUAAUCGGUAUAUAGAAAAUAGAACCACUUGUUAACCUCAAUUGGGAAGAUGUCUAAUGAAAGCAUGCAGCCUAGUAUUAUCAAGGCCUAGAUGUGAUAGUAAAAAUACAUUUUUAAAGUCACAACAAGAAAGCAUUUAAUUAAUAUAUAUAUGUAGAAAGGCCAUUAGGCCUGAAUUUGUGGGAGGAGUAAGUCCCCUACUUAAGCUCCCAGCCCCUACUCACCGCUGCCGCUCAGCUGAUUGUCCUUAGCAACCAGCACUUCCGGUCCAGCUUCCCGCCAGAACUGUACCUGUUUCCAGCAGCCAGACGCCCUGUGCAAUCCUCCGUCCGUCCGAGGUCCUUCCACUCCGUUUCCCUCCGGUCGAGGUACCCGACUUCCGGUCACGAGACCGGCGCGUUCACGUAAGCAAGGCGUGGGAAUUAGCGUUCGCUAUUUCCCCGCCGUUCGGGCCUAAAAACGUAGGGGUAGGCUCCCUCUUUCGCAUUUUCACGAAUACACGCUUUCGUUUAUAUCUCCAUUCGCGCCAAAAAACGCACGAACGUUCGGCUCAUUUCGCUAUCAUUUUAUGCUUUUUCGUACGGAAACAACCGAAUAAAUAUUUCAUGUUUAAGCUCAUUAUUAUCUAUAUUCACUUUUCCGUUCGGUUAUUUCAGCACCAACCUAUUCGUAUGGUUAAUUCACGUACACUAUCUUACUAAUUUACAUUCGGUUAUUUCUAUUCUUUUAAGAUAAGCUGGCAUAAGUUCUAAUCACAGUCCUACUAUUAUUUAUUCCUUUAUAUGAGUUUGCGGUUACAUUAUAUGGUUAACUACCAGCCCUGUGUUUUUCUACCUUGUUAAACCAUUUAAAGUAUUUUUCUGUUAUAAACAUAAUGUUCACCACGGUUCAUAACUUCAUACGUGUCUAAAUUCAAGCUAUAACAUUCUUUCCUAAUAACACUCAGAUAAGUCUUUUAAACACUAUUUACAAGUUAUACCCUUUACACAUAAUCCGUACUAUUCCUUGCACAUAAAUCACGCUGUCACAUCUUUUGGCUUUUACAGAUUGCAUCGGUCUCUUGCUUUUCUGCAUUAAAGUUGUUAUUUCAAGGUCCUUUUAUUACAGGAACAGGUAUGGUUUUUAUCACCUUGAGUUAUCAGGUUUUAUCAAUUAUCUUCACAUCUAUUGCUAACUAUGGUAUAUUUCUUGGUUAAACCCUUAGAUCCUUGUACUAAUCUAAGAUUCCACCGUUUCUACGCAGUUAACCUGCCACGAUUAAACAAUCUCUGUACUUUAAACAAAGGUAUAGUUCACUCUCUUUUCAAUACUAGACCUCACGCGGUCUCAACUCCAUUACUACCUUCCCUCAGGCUUACGCCCAGGAUACGUUAUCUCUUUACUACUUGUCUACACAGACUUUCGGUCAUACGGCCACCAGGCUCAAGAAGACACCAAAAACCUGACACGGUACUCAGCCAUACCUUCAGGUACUUACAUCCUUACUCAAGUACGUCCAUUCGCUACCCCAAGGCCUCAUUCUGCCUUCUCACUCAUAUCCAAAAUCAUCCCAUUCCUACACCUAAACCUCCCAGAUCCCUCAAUGCAGGAUCUCACGUGGUGCCCCUAACAAACCUUCUCCCUAUACUAUUCAUACGACAUCACGAUACGUAUAAACACAUCAACAUCUGUCUUAAACCCCCAGGAUUCUUCCUCAAAGACAACAUUUAAGACAAGACUCUCUACACUUACCAGGAGGCUCCAGAUACCAUUUGCGACCACUCAAGGUUAGUAUCCACACACCAUUCCAGUCCUCUAACUUUACACAUUAGCAUACUAUCGAACUGGCUAUACGGCACAGGCUAAUGCCUUAGCCCACCCUAUCAGGAAAUCUGAUCCCGCGAGGCCUACCACCCCCACCCCACCUCAACACGGAGGUACGGCCCCACGCCCAAAUCAUAGUUAUAAGCCUCGCAUGCCUUACUACAGGGCUCUAGUUAGGGCCUCACCUGUCACGGCCACACGUUUUGAUUUCUCUUAUCGUCACCGAGAGGCCAACAUCCCGCCACCACGUCUGUGGCACCUACGUCAUAAGCCAAAUCAUAGGUAGAGCCUCUCAUCGCCACUUGGCAUUAGCAGGGCCUCACCUAUCCAGUCAUUCAAUAGUUAAGUUUUUCGCCUCGGCAUCUAGCAUUAAAGUCCAGUUCUUCAAGACACACCACUCCCCAUACCCCCCCUUCUUACCUCACUCCCCUUCUAAUAUAUCUUUCACAUAAUCAUUCCUUUUAGAAUGUCCCAAGAACCAAUUCCAACCGAAGAACUGACAGAAGAAGCACCAUUCACGCCAAUCAGACCCGUGUCUCCAGGCGAAUCACUCACUCUUUCAACCCCCACGUCCUUGAGAGCAUGGACUAUUCCCAAAAUCACAGCCGAGCUUAGGCUCAGGGGAAUCCCCUUUCCGGCCACAGCUAGAAAGGCAGAACUUUACAGGCUGCUUACCCACCAAGCCUCGGCCGGGAACUAGCUCUCAAGGACAACCACCAAGUAACAGCACGGCCACCCAGGAUACCCUGGCAGAUAUCUUGGCCAAUCUACAGGCCCUCAAUAGCAGGCUGUCUAAGGUGGAGAGCGCCAUCUCCUCCUCAGGUACUAACACCGUAGUCCCAGUCUCUACCACGGCUGUACCUGCCAUACCUUCAUGUCCCUCUAUACUCCCCCCUCCAGCACCUGGCACAGCCAUCACACCUUUCGAGUCACCAGCACACUCCGUCCCAGAUUCUAUCAGGAAAGAUAUAUCCUUGACGGGAAGGAUGUGUGUCUGGUGUCUUUACUCAUAGCCUCUCAGGAUGUACUCGAGAACAAGGCAGACAAUUAUGGUGACAUCUCUGUUGUGCUUAAAACGAGGGAUCCCAGGCUUAAUAAAAAAUUGUCUAUCCCACAGUUUGUGAUAGCUUUCGGGAUAUACCGCGACGUCAUUUGCACGGUGUAUCCCCAUAGGAGAGAAGAGCUAGAUCUCUAUCUCCACAAGGUAGUGGAUCUAGGCAUCAAGUACGGGGGCUCUUCCUUCUAUGACUACCACAAGUCAGUCUCAGCGAAGGCGGCGACCCAUCUCAAGCAGUUCAACAUUAGAAUGAACUGGGGUCAGAUGGACACUGAACUUUUCUGUCGCCACUUCGCCGGACUCAGGCCCCCGGCUUGUGCCAUCUGUAAUUCCACAUCCCACAUGGCGGACUUAUGUCCCGUCGAACCAGAUCCCACCACCUCCACUCUCACCCCUCACCCCACGUUCACACCUCACUCCUCUUUCACCCCUCACAACAAGCCAGCGGGUGGUCUCCGGGAUAAGCUGGGUAGGCCCAUCUCCUUUUUAGGUAAAGCACAGGUGUGCAAUAAUUUCAACGCAGGCUCCUGCAGUUUCAGCGCCUGUAGAUUAUUGCACAUCUGCUCCAUAUGUUUCAGGGCACAUACCAAGACCAUGUGUCCAGCCAGGUUGUCACCAAACAAAUGACUAACCGACAUAAAUAUCGACAACCUGGUUUUUUAUCUAAGGUGUCACCCCAGCAGGCACUUAGUGGAUUUUCUCACCACAGGUUUCUCACAAGGGUUUCACACAGGCAUAAUAGCCAUUCCCCCAGGUACACUAGAAUGUCCUAAUCUCCAGUCUGCACGUUUAGACCCAGUCGCUGUAGACACUCUCAUUUCCGCAGAAACCACAAACGGUUUCAUGAUCGGUCCUUUCACCUCUUCACCGUUUUCCUCCUGGCGCACUAACCCUAUUGGUAUUGCUAUUCACAAAUAUUCUAAUAAAAAACGUCUCAUUAUCGAUUUAUCGGCACCGCACUCCUCUUUUGUUCCAAGCAUAAACGCACUCAUUCCAGCAGACGAAUUCUCUCUGCAGUACGUCACCAUCGACGACGCUAUACAGUCUAUCAUGACAUCUGGUAAUCGACCCUGGCUCAGCAAAACAGACAUCACUAACGCCUUUAAAUUACUGCCCAUACACCCUCACUCUGGCACUUACACGGUGUUAAAUGGCGAGGGUAUUAUUACUUCUCAACACGACUCACUUUUGGUUCCCGAAGCAGCCCCAAACUUUUCGACAUUUUCGCUGAGUCACUAUGCUGGCUGCUUCUGAAUGUCAUCAGGUGUCACUCCGUUAUUCACUAUCUAGAUGACUUUCUACUGAUAGAGCCAGGGUCAUCAACACCCACAGCAAUCAAUAGUACUACCGCACUUUUUCCACACUUGGAGUCCCUUUGUCCCCAGCCAAAACUAUAGGACCCACUACAAAGUUGACCUUUUUAGGCAUAGAGCUCGAUUCUGUCAAACUCAGAGCUAGCCUUCCACACGACAAACUUUCACGAUUGAGAGGGGAGAUAGACACGUUCCUGCGGAAUGACGUUUGCACCAGGAGAGAACUUCAGUCCCUUCUUGGAUCUCUGAACUUCGCCAUGCGCAUCAUUCCGCAGGGAAGGUUUUUUAUUUCCAGACUUCUUUGCCUGCUCCAUGGAGUCCCGGACUCCGGCACAGUUUCUUUGGACCCCCACGCCAAGGCUGACUUGGCUAUGUGGGGGAAGUUUUUGAAAGACUGGAAUGGUAUCUCCAUGUUUAUCCCCCCUCUCUCCACCUCUUCACCCAUCAUCCACACAGACGCAGCAGCCAACACCGGUUUCGCAGCCAUUUUCGGGAACCACUGGUUUAGGGGCCACUGGCCCACUGAGACGGAUGCCUUGCCAGGAUUCAGGGAGACCUCAACCCUAUUUGAAAUUUACCCCAUUGUGGCGGCCGCACACACCUGGGGUCAUCUCUGGUCCGGCAAGGCAGUAAAAUGCUACUCAGAUAACUCGGCAGCUUGCGAUAUUAUUAACAAAGGGCGCUCAUCAUCCCUGACCAUCAUGCGGCUGAUUCGCAAGUUGACCUGGCUGGCAGCAUCCAAUCAGUUUCACUUAGUAUGUUCUCACAUCCCGGGUAUUCACAACACCGCCGCUGACGCUCUUUCUCGUUCUCGAUUCCAGGCAUUUUCUCAGGCACUCCCAGCAGCUCACCAACAGCCAUCCAGGACACCACGGUUUCACGAACUAAUAUUGGAUUAAGCACACUCUUGCUUCACGCUAGAUCACUCACUCACCAAGCAUUAUCACCCAACACUGCUAUCACUUACAAUAGGGCACUUAACAUAUUUAACAAAUUCACUGCAGAAUUCGGGCUACAAGGUGACUUUUCUAUCCAAACCAUGGUGUCUUUUGCCUCUUUCUGCCACCUACACCUUAAUCUGUCACACAACACCAUUAAACUUUACCUCACCGGGGUUCAGCACCACAGCCUCACCAAUUUUCCUAACAGCACCCCCUUUUUGUCUUCAUACCCCAUAAAAAAGGUCUUGAAAGGUAUAUCAAAGGUUUCACCACCACUCGCAAGCACUAGAUUACCCAUAGACGGGCCUAUCUUCAGGUCUCUUAGCAAUCUCCUUGACACAGCCCCAUUUGAUAGCUACACCAAUAUGGUGAUAAAAUCUGCCAUAUAUCUCGCUUUCUACGGUUUUCUCAGACCUAGAGAGUUCACAGUGAUUUGUCAAGGAGAUAUCGCACGAUGCCUUAAAACUUCACACCUCACCAAGGUAGAGGAUCACUACCUCCUCUCUAUCCCUACCACUAAAACCAACCGGUCAAUACAUCCUACAAUAAUUCCUCUCUUCCCUACUGAUAAUGCCUGGUGUCCGGUGAAAGUUCUCGACCAACUACGGUCUACUUUUCGCACUCACCUGCCAGACUCUCCGCUCUUAACAUUACAAGGGCACCCGCUUACCACGGCAAAAUUGAUGUCACAUGUCAGAACCCUGUUAUCUAAGCUCGGACACAAUCCGGCUGCAUUCUCCGGGCACUCCUUCCGCAUAGGAGCCGCCUCAGCAGCCUCAAGCACAAACGCACCGGUCCACAUCAUCAAAAGGCUCGGGCGAUGGAAAUCCUCCAUAUAUAACGCAUAUAUUCCGCAACCAGAGAAAGAGCUUCGCCAAGCUUUCAGAAACUUGGUCUUGUAAAAUGCAAUAAAGUGUGUAUUUUCUCGAAUUUAUCUUUUGCCCUCUUUUAUUUACAGGCCCACUCGUACGUUGGUUUCGGCACACCACAACCAACUUUGCUCACAGUUACUAUCCAUCACGUAUUUAAAUUCCGAGCACAAGUAGAAAGGCCAUUAGGCCUGAAUUUGUGGGAGGAGUAAGUCCCCUACUUAAGCUCCCAGCCCCUACUCACCGCUGCCGCUCAGCUGAUUGUCCCCACCCACCUACACCCUGUUUUAACUACAUUAUCCUUGGUGGGCCCUCUUUUAUUUACAGGCCCACUCGUACGUUGGUUUCGGCACACCACAACCAACUUUGCUCACAGUUACUAUCCAUCACGUAUUUAAAUUCCGAGCACAAAUAUAUAUAUAUAUAUAUAUAUAUAUAUAUAUAUAUAUAUAUAUAUAUAUAUAUAUAUAUAUAUAUAUAUAUAUUUUUUUUUUUAUUUUUUAUUUUUUUUUUUAUAUAUUUUUUUUUAUACAAUGUUAAACAAAAAUCUGCACACCAGUAAAGCCAUAAGACUUCAUUUUCCCACAGAAAUCACAGUUCUGCAGUGAUAUUAGUACUGCAAAGGAUUCUGGGUGGGCAUAUGCAAAUUAGUUUGAUAAUAAGUUUCAUUUAUGGCUUGACUGUUGUGCAGAUUUAUGUAUAAAUUGUAUUAACUAUCCACAGACUAAAGGUGAAAGGGGUUUUCGAUCAAAUGUUUUCCCCCACCUUAACCUUUUAUUUAUAUAUUAUAUUUAUAUAUUGCUGUUCUUUAGUUACCUAAUAUACAUAUUGGAAUAUAUACGUAACUAAAGAACAGCAACAAACCAAACUCACUCAGCCUAACUAAAUGUAAAACAAUCCAUACAUUGUACCGGACGUGGGGUGCUUGGGUGACCCUAUAUAAUGUAUUUGUCUUACGACUAUAGAACGCAUUUAGUCUAUAUAAUGUUCCUAUAAUGACUGCUUUUAAUAUUCAUUGAUGUGUUUGGAGACAUUAUGCAUUUGUAUGAAUAUCCAGGAGAGUUAUCCGUGAAGGUCAGAAGGGAUAUAUUCUUUAUAGCGUGAAGCUGUACAAAUUAAAAAUUUGAUAUCCAUGCCAUUGGUGUGUGGGCUUAGCAUUUAGCUUGUCAUUUAAGAUAAUUCCGAUUUUAUGUGAUUUUAUAUAUUGGGUAUACUAAGCCUUGUUUUUCCUUUCUUGUCAAUUGCUAUAGAACCCGAAAGCUAGCUUGUUAAAGACAUCUGCUGUAGUAGAACAGAUCUGCAGAUAUUUUUCUUUAAGGAGAUUAUUUCUGAAAAACAAAUAAAUAUAGAUGCUCACUAUAUACUAAAUAGAGAGAGAAGGGCUGUAGUGAAGGAUUUCCCAAUCUUGCGUCAAUACAGGAUAAAUAGAACAAACAAUUGAUAUUUAAAUUUAAAAAAUUUUUUUUUAUUAUAACCUUUAAGUAAAAUCACCCUUUCAAAGCAUAUACAACAGGGGGCGGGGCCUGACUGGCAAGCUCCUCAACCCUAAUGUCUUCUAACGCCAAAACAGGGACAAUCCACCUCAAAAUUUCGACUACCAAGGGGGUACCUCGAAGUGGAGGCACACAGACCACAAAGCAGAGUGAAAAUCCGAUGGCGGAAUGCACACGUGGUGAAGAGGGCUCCUUGCGGCCUUUAAAGAGAUACCAGGCGGGAGACGCGGCCGGUCUUCUGUCCACUACUCGACUCGCAAGCAGCCUGGGUCUCGCUUUCCCCCCCUCUGGGCUGGUGGGGGUUAUCCCGGUCCCCGCUGGGCUGAACGCUAAGGUCCUCCCGGGUCAAUGUGAGCUGCCCACGCAACAAGAUGAGCCAGGCGCUGGCACCCAAGAUGGCGGAUGCGCCUGUACCUCAAGAAACGGUGCAACAUCAAGCCGACCUCUCUGACCCGCUCGGAAACUUUGAUGCACGACUGGACGCAGCCUUUAAUACCUUUUGGGCCAGUCUAACGGAACAGAUUAAACGGGCGCCCCCUGCACCAUCACCACAGAUGAGAGAGCAGACACUCGGUGAGAAGAGGCACAAGAGACCCCCCAAAGGCAACACAGUCGCAUCAAUGGCACAACACACCACUUUAAACCCUCCUGGGCCUAGAGCCACCCGGGGAUCACCCCCAAAGCACAGACCACACAAGCAGAAGAGAACUAUAAGCCGCAGCCACCGUAGUAAAGCUCCCUGCAAUUUCCCGGCCGGGAAGAACUUGGACACAAAAAGGACCCAAGUUCGUGGUAACAAGGUGCAGGCUCUGGAACAGGCCUGAGGCAUGGGGGUUACCUUGCCCUUGACAAGCAACAUGGCUCACCACCUGGACAGAGACUACAAAACGAGGCCCACUACAGGCAUCGGCUGACUGCUUGGCCCUCUGAUACCGGUGCUACUCAACGGUUACCGAAUCCGCUACCACUACCGACCACCCAUAGCGCUCACACGGAGGCUCGACGGACACACAAGCCAGAGACUGACUAUUAUUGAGACUAUCGCUCACCAAGGAGAUCAGGCACCAAGGCAGGGGACAGGAUAACACUCCAAUAAAGCACUAUCUGGGCAUCUCAGUUGCUGCCAUGCUUCUAGACCCAUGACUGACUUGCACCAACCGUGGCCUCGACUCUUUUAACUACCCUUGUGGUCCCAAUGGCACCCUGUGGCCUUGGCACAACACACGAUCUGAACUGCGGAGCAUAUUGAUACCCUUACUGUUAAUUUUGUUGUCUGUCAAUGUAUUUUCAUAUCGAUAUACAAUUAACGGUUUAGCAUGCACCACAAAAGUAUACCAUCAACUGAAUAAGCAUUGCAGUCGAUAUUAGCACUGUGUUUGAUAGAAGUAUUGCGUUAGAUGCGAGCAUUGUGGUUUGAAGUAAGCAUUUAGGUUGUUAUAGGCACGGUGCUGAUACUUACAUUGCGUCUGAUAUAAACACUGCUUUUGAUAUAAGCAUUGUGACUGAUAUGAGCACUGCGUUUGAUAUAAGCAUAACGUUUGAUAUAAGCAAAGUGAUUUGAUAUAUACAUAGCAUUUGAAACCAGCAUUGUGUUUGAUAUAAGUGUGACGGACCGCUGGCACUCCGAAUGAGUACCUCCGCCAAUCGAUGCUCCUAGUGCUCGCUGAGGACUCCAAGCACUCCAACCGACACCAUCAGCACUGCAGACCCCACUUCCAGCGAUGCAACUGCGCCGGGGUCUCUGCUGUCUCCACCCACCCUGGACCCAAGGCCAGGAUCCAGCUUCCAGUGGGUGAACCUCUCUUUCCCCAGAGAGAGGAACAGGAACAGGAACAAGCUCUUAGCAGAACUUAGUGAUCAUACCCUGGGGAGUAUAGUGAUUAUAGCAAUCCCCAGAGUGUAUUUCUCCAAUCCCCCAAACAUGAGCCAAGGCUUAAUGCUGGAACAAGACUGAUUUACUGGCAAACAGAACUCACAAUUUAUGCAAUACAAAACUCCUCCUCUGGGCCAGGCCAGAUAAUUGAGUUUCUACAAUACACAAAGCUCAAUUAUCUGCUGGCCAGAAAUAAUACAGUUUUUACAGCAUUCAUAACUUCUAAAAUAUACAUCACAUUCACAUAAAAAUUAUAUAUUCACAAUCAAUCCAUUCAGGGAAACAACAUAUCAAAAAAUGGCAUGAAUCAGACCAGGGGUUCAGAAGUUAGUAAAGUAUCUUUUGGGGCCUGGCUGGCAGCAUGGAUAUCUGGCCCAAACUGGUUUUACAGAGCCCUCUAGCUUGGAGACAAUGGGGAAAGUAAUCCAAAUAACCAGGGAUAGAAGCAGACUCCAUUGAGCACAUGUUCCCAGUAAAACACAAAAGGAUACAAAAAUACAUAACUCCUAUCAUACUGAAUUGAACGGGCCAAAUCUCCCAGAGUCCAUAGUCACAGGGCAAGAGGCGGGCAAGCAGUCCUCUCCAGGCACAAGUGGCGAAGGGCAGUUCGUCACAAUAAGCAUUGAGUUUGACGGAAGCACGGAAUAGUUAUUUUUCUUACGUGCAUAAACUGUGCAAAGUUUGUUAUAAGCCUGUUUAUUAGAAACAAUUAUGCAAUAUUAACUCAUGUCAUAUGUUGCUCAACGUUGAGCUGCUGGUGUCUGCCGUUGUGGAAAUACCGGUAAGUAUGUACCUUCAAUGCAUAUCAAAAAAUAAAGAGUUAAAAAAAAAAACAUAUACAUACAUGUAUCAAUCAACAAGAUCUUUUUGUCACGGAGUGUCAAAUAUCCCAAAAAAGCAAACACAAUAAUAGUGCAAUAUUUUAUUUGAAAAUGGAAUAACACUUUGUAACAAAGGCACACACUCACACUUUUUUCCAGUUUCUAAGAGCUCUGCUGCAUUAAGCGUUGACGGUACAAUCCACGUCUCGGGAUAUGUGUUUAGCAAAGGUGAUGGUACUUCUCCAAAAAGUGCAAUACGUGAAGACUAGUCCAAAAAGUUCAAUAUGUUAAGCCAAGACAGUUAUUUCUAUUUCAACGCAAAUGGUUUAUAAUUUACAAGUGCCAUUUGAAGUGGUGUAGUUUGUUGUUUUUUUCUUGUUAAUGUGAACUGGUGUCCCCAAUGUAAGUAAAUUAUUUGGAAAUGGUUUGACAACUUACCUGUCCUCCACUGGUCACCUGCACAGAGUUCUGUUGGCUAAAGUCCUGCCAUGCAUGGCUUCCUCAUUGGUUGACACAGCUUAUCACUCUCACCAAGUGAACGAAGCCACCCACAGCCAAAAUUAGCUCAAUGUAGAGAACUUCCAGCGCUCAGUGGACCCUAGGUAAUUAGUUUAGUUACAUUGUAGGGGGGGUAGGUACUAUAACCACUAUAGCAUUCUGUAGUGAUUUGGGUGCUUGAGGUAUUACUCUAAGCAUCACCAUUGUAGCAUUUUUAAUUAUAGCCCAUGAUGUUAUAAUAAUUUCUAUAUCUUGUUAUCCUUGUUUUUUUUUUUUUUUUUUGGUUAGUGUAACAUGAUUAUACACUUGUUCACAAAAGUUAACAUUUUUGGGGGAUUCAGAGUAAAUUUAAAGUAAAUUUGAAAUUUAAGACCAAAAUUUUACAAAAAGAUUUCAAGUAAUUUGUGCUUCCAGUUCAACUUUAUUGAUCUUAAAUUUGAAAAGUUGUAGUUGCAUAUGGGGAGAUUGGACUUCAGUUCACCUUUGUGUUUUUCCCUCUCCCCUGUAUAGGUGCUGUACCCAUCAUAAGAUGUCCAAGAGGAAAUGCUGCAGAGAUGGUUGCAAUUGUAAGAAUGUUACCUUCCCUCCACCUAAAUGUUGGUUCUGAGCAGAGUAUGCAUUGUCACAGUCAGCUAAAUCCUUUAGCCUUGAUGACAUGUAACAUAGGACAUCCCUCAGAUGAUAGCCUACACUUUGGUAAACUUUGUAUCUAUUGUAUAACAGUCUUCAUAAAGUGCUGCUAAGGACUGGGUCUUACUAACACUCUUUGAAAUACUCCUUUACCUUUAACGUCUCACUUCUUUGCUCCCCUAGAAAUUGGAUAAGAAGCUGCGUGAAAACCUCCGAGAUGCCCGUAACAGCCUUUUUACUGGCGAUAACCUUGCAGCCGGACAGUUCAGGUACGUGUUUAGAGCAGAUUUAUAGUUUUGUUCUUUGAUAAGAUGUACAGCAAGGGUGCCCAGAAGAUAGAUCCCCAGAUGUUUUAAAACUACAGCUUCCACAAUGCUUUGUUAUUCUAAAGGCAUUUAAAGCAUCAUGGGAGUUGUAGUUAUACAACAUCUUGGGAUCUACCUUUUGGGCACCCCUGGUGUACAGUCUCUCAUAUGUGAUUUAACAUUCAACAGCUCACAGUGCUCCAGCACAUGUCUAUGUACCUUCCAUAGAAAAUUCUAAAAUCUAAAGAGACAGAUAUGAAAGAAAUUAUAUAACCAGAUGUAACUAUACUAGAAAUACAUCUGUAUAUAUCAUUUAUUCUAUUUUUUUUAUAAACUUUUGUUUUAAGCUGAGACUAGGGUCCCAAGUCAGAUGUCCACACUCUGCAUUUUGGACUUCCAAUGUUGUAGGAAGGUCAUGAGCUAGAUAUGGCUGACCUUUGUCCUGGAACUGAUGUGGGGUGCAUUUCCCAUAAUGCUUAACCAGCACAAUGACUGACUGGCUGAACAUCAUGAUCAAAUGAGUCCACUAUAACGGUGUUGCCCAAAGCCAGCCGUCCAUGGCACGGGUUAAUACAAACUCAUCUUUGCUAGUGAGCGUAAUGCAGCUGUCCCCUACGAUGUAUCAUGCAGCAAUUUCUCCUGAAAGGGUACAUAUACAUGAAUUACCUGCAGCCUGUUUAAUUACAUUAUGAUGUAGUCUAAGUACCAUAGCAACUAUAGCGUGCUGUUGUCAUUAUCUUUCUAGGAGUGCUUUAGGCAAGAGUCAUAUUAUUUAAGAAAGUUUUUUUGACACUUACUUGGGUGCAUCCAGUCCACCCUUUUCUUGCGAAAUCAUUAAUUAGUGACAUUUCUACUGAUGUUUGGAGGGAGUUCAUAUAUCUAUUGAAGAAGGGGAACUUUCUUUUUCUUGUAAUCUGAAGAGAGCCUGGAUGAGUGGAUUCAGGUAAUAGUAAAACUAUUUACCAUGGAACAUCCCCAGGGCACUUCUGGCACCAUAACCACUACUGCAUGCUGUUGUGGUAAUGGUACCUAGAUUGCCCUUUAGUGCUUAGGAGUAGUAGAUUUACUGCUUUAGUUUAUAAUUGUGUUCCGGCUUUACAGCCAUUUCAAAGCAGUCUGUCACCUAAACAAUGUAAAGAGUGCCUGAUAUUUUUCUAAUGUCUGACCUAAAAUACCCAAGCACUGUAUUUCAGGAUUGUCACAUAAGAGCCACAUAGUUUCUUUAGAACAGGGAAUGUGCCUGAGAGAUUUAUUAAUUUGAAGAUCUUCUGAAAAUAUUUGGUGACCGUUUAUCUUUUUCUUUUUGUGCAGCUUCCAAAGACCUUUAUUGGUUCUUGUCGACAGAAACAUAGACUUGGCUACUCCACUUCACCAUACAUGGACAUACCAAGCACUGGUCCACGAUGUUCUGGUAAAUAUCAAGUUUGCAUUCCUAAGAGCGCAUAGGAUAUUCAAAGGACUUGCUCUGUAUCACUGUACAUGUUACUUUUAAAAUGUUUGUCAUACACUAAACAUGCAAGUAUUAUAAUGUGAUCUCUACAUCAUGCUUGCAAAAUCACAAGCAAAAGCAUGUUAUGUUUAAUUUUGGACUACUUGUGCAGCCUUGUUUGGGCUACUCUGACCUUAAAAUACUUCUGUGGUGACCCACAUAGACACUUAGAGAUGGGUUCACUGCAUGGAGGUGUGUACUCAGAACUGUUAAUGUACCCACAAUAUGAUAGGUAUACUCCACAUACAUUGAAAGAACGUUGAUGGAAGUAACUUAAAAUGAUCUGUUACAUUUUUGGUGAGGUUACACCUCACACUUGUAAAGACUAGUGAAGCAUUUUCAGGCAUUUAGCUCAGCGAUCCUCCCAAGAUAACCUGCAUGCUUCAGAAAUACAUUUCCGACGAUUCCCUGUGCAUGUACUUGUGCAGGCAGUCUUGCAACUUUUGAAAUUUGCAUGAGGUAUGUCUGUACCAGGAAAUUUGUGCGUGAUCUCUGGUUGCUAUGGUUAGUUGUCUUGCUCUUCACACGCAAGUAUCUUGGCAUCAUGGUAGAGGUUUGCCCUGCUUGGGAAAGUGUCCCCAAGGGCAGAUAAGCAAAUCAUACCUCCAGUCCCACCAGGUUGAGUAUUCUAAUCGUUUAACACCCAUGAUGUUGACUUGAUGGUGCUGGACCAGAAGGGAAGGCAACGUAACACUAAAUUUUUAAUAUAAUUUAUCUCUAUGGUGAAUUACUAGUGGAGGCAGAUCAGUGAUGUGUUGAGCCUUUUGUGUAAACUUUUUUAACCUAACCAUUUUUUUAUUUUUUCCAUUUUGACUGCUGACAACAAGUUUUACAUUUUUUUUCCUGGGAUACUCUUACAUUUGUGCCCAAACAGCAAAAAUCAGCUUGCUACUCAGUCGUUAAAGGUGAUAAAAAUCCCUACCCAAAUUUCAGGAAAAAAAACAAAACAGACGAGGUAAUAUAAUUCUGAUGUCAUGUGGAACAUCCUGUUAUAUAUUCUCACCAUUUUGACGGGCAUCACUGAGAUCUGUACAUUCUUAACCACAUCCCAGUCACAACACUAUAAGGCAGCACAAACUUCGAACUGCAUUUAAAAGCUUAUUCUUUAUUCGGUGCCAUUCAAUUUAAAAUAACACAAGGAAUUGCAAAGCACAAUGCAAAAUAAUUCCAGUAUACCAUUGUGCAAAAGACAAAAAAUCAGGGAACCCAAUUUACUCACAGGUCUUACCCUUAAUGGUGACCUUGUGUUCUAAAAAGGGUGUUUAAACGGUACUUAAAUGUGUGUACUCCCUUAUAUUGAUGUGAUAAGAAUUUUUAUAAACAGUACAGCCUAGCCUUAGAGAAUGCAUCACAAAUGUGUAACUGUAAUCGUAUGCAAUCUCUAAAUAUUCAUAUGGAGUGUCAAGGCUAUGAGCAAUAGAAACUUAUAUCAGAUGAAAAAAUCAGUCUCGAGCUAAGAGAAUGUGCGUAGUUCAGCAACAGCUGGGUGGUUGGUGUUGGACACCCAGCACCUCUCUCUGAGAUUUACAUUUCAAUUUCUAAUUUUUUCUUGUAAACAGUACUUUGCAGUACUUACUAUUUUUGUUUCUUUUUGCCCUCCCAGGAGAAGAGUCUGUUAUAUUGGUUCUACUCAAACUACCACCUCUCUGCCACCAGAGGUCUCCACACACUCUAUUAUAAUUCAUAGAAUUAUAGCUACCUUUCUGAUCAUUGUCUGUACAAUUAUUCAUGGCGGCCACCAACAAUCUUUUAUUUUAUUUAUAGGAAAUAUGUUUCUGAGGUAUGCAGGACACAUAUUACACAGCAGUAUCGGAAUAAAUAGAGGUUUACAGUACUCAAAAAACGAAAAUCUCAAAAUCCGGUUUCUGACCAUCUCAAAUAUUUGUUUAACAUUUAACACAUUCUCUGCUAAAGAGUCUGUUGGACUACAAGGAGUUACUUUCAUUUGGUAUAUUUUUUGUAUCGUCCUUCUUAUGCAAACCUGUUUCAGUGGGUUAAAGUGUUUUUGUCCCUUUAAAUGGAAGGUGAGAGAAGGUAUUUCUCAGAAGGCAAUGUUUGUUUUGAAUUUUUUUCCUGGUGUCAAACGAGCGUAUUUGUUGUUCGUUAUUCUCUGCAAUGGGCCGUAUUGAGGUGGAGGUGGCUGAUGUCUGUCCUGGUUGUUUGCAGGUCACUUGUAUAGUAGUAACGUGGUGACUGUUCUAGGGAAAUAGUGGAGAUUUAGUGAAGGCUGAUCCAUUAGGACCACGGGGAGAAAUGGAGUGAGGAGGUUUGUACAGUUUUAUAGCCAACGAUUUCACACUUUGGCUUACUGAUAAACAGGCUCGUUGCUCAGUACAUGCUUUUUGCUUAAGAGAAAAAAGGUGUUCUAUUUGGUAUGUUCAGUGUUUGUCCACUGCCAGAUUCUGUUUCCCUAAUUUCUACCCAGGAUAAAAUGUCAUCCUUUCUCUUCCUCUUCCUCUUCGGCCCCAUAAGUGCCCAAUGUUACAAGACUGUACUUCGUUAAUAACUCUUCUUUCUUUUCCCCAAUUUCUUGUAAUGACUGACAACCCUACUGUCCUCUCCUCAUUCUUCAGGUGCAAGGUUACGCUCACCUUCUCUCUGUUCAUUCCUGAAAUUGCCAGUCAGUGUUUCAUUUAUUUUUGGUCCAUUAAUAUAAAUGCAACUUGGUAGCCCUGAGAAGCUUCUCACAGCUCUUAUCUAGACUUGUCAUAUCCUGUAUCUCCUUUAUUGCACCUUGUACAGGUGUAAAUUAUUACAGAAACAUCAUUACGUCUCCAAGGUUCUUUUCUUCAGUACUUUAAUUUGAAAUGGACUCCUAGAGGAUAUGUUUAAAAGACAACUGUCACCUCAAAACAAAUUUUUAAUAUAAUGCUUUCGUUACGUUUUGAAAGUAAUUGGAUAUAUUUUUUUAAAUAAAGAGUUAAGGCAAACUCAUUCCUAGCCAUAUACAUGCAUCAUGGGUCUUCUUAUUUAGAAGUAGUGGAUUCAAUGCUUCUCUAUAAGAGACAUCAGACUGAUGGAGUGAGCUAUAGGUCGUAAAGAAGCAUUGGAUUGAAUCAACAUCAUCACAACAGAGGAGACUGACUUGGCAUUGGAUUAAAGGUAAGUUUAUAGGUAUUGUUUGUUUUUUUAUUUUUAUUUUAUUUUAUAAGGGAGAGGGCAUGAAUCUAAGACCAAAAUGUUUUAAAAAAUAAAAUAAAUUAUAAAUGUAUUUAUAAAUGCAAAAAACAAAUUACCUGUGCAUUAUCACAAAUGCACAUUUAAAUAACAGGUUUUUACUAUCACACUGAUUGUCUUAACAGUGUAAGCUUGCCUGUCCUAUCAAGGCAAACCUCUUCAGUGAGUCCUACGGAAAUGAACAUUAUUAUAUAACCCUAUACACUGGUUAAUCCUCACUAGAGCAUAUAAGGGGUGGCUUGGAUCACUGGAACAUAGCUGCAUAAUUUAGAAGCAAAUACAAACACACAAACUUAAACGGACACUAUUGUCACCCAAAACACUUAAUCUCAUUGAAGUGGUUUGGGUGCAGUGUCCCUGUCUCACUUAGUUCUGCAAUGUAAAUCAUUGCAGUUUUAGAGAAACUGCAAUAAUUACCUUUUAAGACUGCAUCCAGUGGCUGUCAGACAGCCACUAGAGUCACUUCUGGCAUCCUCAGGAACUCUUAGUCUCUUAUAUGACGGUGUACGUCCUUACGCUCCGCAUGGGAGCAUCCAGUGUCUGUGAAAUUCCCAUAGGAAAGCAUUGAAAUGUACCUGCAAAUUUUAGGCCAAUAUAGCCAAGCUGGGACAAUAGUUGAAUUGGAGUAACCAUCCCACCCCAUCCCCAAAAAGGAAAAAGUUGACUUGUUUUAAAUAAUAAUUGCCGUUUCCAGUUUAAACAGUUUGUGUGAUGUAAGAUGAUAUGAACCCUAUGUAAAAGAUCUCCUGCUUCAUUUUGAAAUCUUUAUAACCUGUGCUAUUACAGUGUCAUGGAGUGGAUUUAGCAAUGUGGUCUAACGUACUAAAAGUGGUACGGUCACCAUGGAAACAAGUGUUACCAGCAGGCAUAUUCCACUGGGGACAUUUUAAAUUUUUUCAUCACUUUUUAGAACAGAACACUUAGGUAACUCUCCCCCUAUGUUUCUGAAGUAGUAAUUGAUACCCAGCCUGUUACCUGUGUGAGUAACUUAAAAUGUAUUACUUGUUGCAGGAUUUCCACCUGAAUCGAGUGGAUUUAGAAGAAUCACAAGCAUUGGAAAGUAGCCCAGCAGGAGCUCGCCCCAAAAAGAAAAACAAGAAAUCAUAUGACUUGACCGUUUCAGAUAGAUUUUGGCAGAAACACAAGGGCAGGUCAGUUAUUAUGAUCCAUUUUCUUUGGAGAGAAGAUUAGCAACUGUUCUGGAGUAAUUCUUGAAACAUUAUUUUUCAAGAAUUCUAUUUCACUUUAUCUGCAUUAAUUUAUCCUAUACAUUAAAGAGACAAUCCAGACUGGAUACGACUUAUUUUCUAUUUAUAAUAUACAUUAUUUAAUUUUUCUUUUUUAAAUUAAAAAAUUGCAUUAACUGUAAAUAAUAAAAAGUACAUUUUGAAGUUCCUGCACAUUUCCAAGCUCUGCAGUGACCUAUCACCAAAUCAAGACGUGAUUCACACCACUUAACAUUUUAUAUCAUUACUGAGCUUGCACUGUAAGUGCUUUAUGGGUGUAGUAAGGGUUUCUAGGAGUUGUAGUUCAUUUGUCAUAUUACUAGUGUAGAAUGUGUCAGUGCAUCUCUAUGAGGAGAUGCUGAUUGGCCAGGAUGGCAUCAGGCCCUGCCCCACCUCAUUGGCAAUCUCAGCCAGUCCAAUGCUUUUCUAUGGGAACGCACUGUGAUUGGCUGAGAUCCUCACUUCUGAUGAUGUCAGCCAAUCAGGGGCAGAGCCAGCACAAGCAGACUGGAAUAAAGGUAAGAUUUCAUUAUAUUGAGGGUCGGUCUGCAGUCAUCCAAGCUGCAAACCACGCUGACUGCAAGCAAGGCCUGACGGGGGGAGAGGCGGCCAAUCUCCUUGCCCGACAUGCACAGACCUACAAUAUGAUGAAGCUAAAGCCCCGCUACCUCCCCCUUUGGACCGGCGGGGGUGAUCCCGCUAUUAAGGGCUCCUUACAUUCACAAAAGGCAAGCGACACUGCCGAGGCUCGAGGACUUCCUGUGAUGGAAGCAUCCAAGAUGGCCGAGAAAGCACUUUACAGGCCCUAUCCGGAGGGAGAAUCUGGAACACUGUGAGAGCUGAAUUGCCUCCGCGAAGACUUCUGGCAGGACCUGCAAUGCAGAUAUCUCCAGCCGGCCCCACAAGCUACACCAACAUACAAAGCCAUAAGAACCCUUCCUGCAAUGCUUAUUGUAACGUACACAUGGUGCCUAAGUGCCUGGAGUGUCUCUUAUAUACAAUAUUUCUGUGGCCUUGUAUAUUAGACCGUUAAAUGUUCUAGAUAUUUCCUAGUAGCAUUUAGAGAACUUUCUGUGUUGUCAUUUAAUAAUAAUUUUCUUAUUAAUGAAAUUGAUUUGACUAUCAAAUGUUCAUUACAUCAUUUGAACCAAUAAAAAGAAAUUUUGCAAGCGUGCUUGCAAAUAAAAUGGUUCUUUCAAAUCAAAGCAUACCUUAUGGUGAUACAUGCAAAUAAGCUCCUCUUAGACACUACAAGAACUUCUGUUUCAUCACAUCACUGUUUUAUUUUACAAAUGUCUUGGGUGCCAAAGUUGGUCUUAACUGUCCUAGAGAGUUUUUUUUCCCCCGACUUAAAACAAUUUUUCUUUUGGAGACUGUUUAAUCUUCCACUGUCUUUGCUGUAAACAUUAUAUGAUCUGUUUCUCACUCUCUCUUCAGUCCAUUCCCUGAAGUAGCUGAGUCAGUGCAGCAAGAACUUGAAUCUUACCGGACACAGGAGGAUGAAGUGAAGCGCCUUAAAACUAUUAUGGUAAAUACUUUUUUUUUUUUUAACGUUGUGUUGCUAGCCACUUGCACGGCCGGUAAUGUCUUUCAGUAAUUAUUUGUUGUAAGGGUUUAAUUAUAAUUCAGGUGUUUCUUACACAUCCGAGCAGCUCUUCCUUACCCUCUCAAUGAUGUGGUCUGGGUGCAGUGGCUCUGUCCUUUUAACACUGCAAUGUGAAAUAUUGUAGUUUUUUUUAGAAACUGUAAUGUUUACAUUUCAGAAUUAAAUCCAUCUCUUGUGGCUGUCUUCCUGACAGAUACUAGAGGCGCUUCCACUGCAGGGACGAGUAUGCGCAUAGGAAAGUAUUGCAUAUAAUAAUAUGGGGAAGCUUGGAUGCACACACCGUGCAUUUGUGUCAAGUCCCCAGUGCUUCUCCAUGAGGAGCAUUUGGAUUGGACCAUCACGGAGGAAGCACAGGUGAACAGCACAGAGGGAGCUUCAGUGCUGGGAAAAGGCAAGUAAAACUUCAAAAAUCACAUUUAAUUUUUAUGGCACAUGAGGGGGGGGGGCUGUAGAGAGCUUGAGUUAGGGGCACUAUAUCAAUGACAGGUUUGUAUUCCUAAAACUGUAGUGUUCUUUUAAAGAAAUAUUCAAGUGUUAAUAAUAAAUACCCUUCUGUAUCUCAAAAGUAAUACUCUUUACUUACUGUAAUCCUGUGGAUAUUGAUACUUUGGAGAGAGUUCAGAGAAGGGCUACUAAACUGGUUCAUGUAUUUCAGGAUAAAACUUACAAGGAAAGGUUAAAGGAACUUAACAUGUAUAGCUUGGAGGAAAGACGAGACGGGGGGAUAUGAUAGAAACAUUUAAAUAUAUAAAGGGAAUAAACACAGUAAAGGAGGAGACUAUAUUUAAAAAAAAAAAAAAGAAAAACUACCACAGCAAGAGGACAUAGUUUUAAACCUUUGCUCCUCUAAUUUAAGACUAUCAGGAAGAAUUACUUUACUGAGAGGGUAGCUGAUGCAUGGAGUAGCCUUCCAGCUGAAGUGGUAGAGGUAAACACAGUAAAGGAGUUUAAGCAUGCGUGGGAUAGGCAUAAGGCUAUCCUAGCUAUAAGAUAUGACUAGGGACUAAUGAAAGUAUUUAGAAAAUUGGGCAGACUAGAUUGGCCGAAUGGUUUUUAUCUGCCGUCACAUUCUAUGUUUCUAUGAUAUGAUCUCUACUCUCAGGAGAUCCACCUUCCUAGCUGUCUGACAGCUGGUGGGGUCCAACUUUAGGCCAUUUAUAAAAGUGCCAAUGUCCACAAAAGGUGGCACCUGUAAAAGCAGAAGUGCUUUAGGGGUUCGGAUGUUGUUCCAGUCAGUACCCAUUGACUCUACUGGAAAGGUGCUGAUUUGGUUCCUUUGGUGAUCAUUGAACCACCUGUGUCGACGGUUGCUGGAAACUCUCUUAAAGUAAACUUCUGUUAUAAUGUAUUUAUCUCAAGCUAUAUUUCCACAGUCUGUAUGGCUUUUAUUCUCCAUAUAAGAGAGGUUGACAUAUUCUUUUAAUAUUUUGUGCAAUUAAAAUUUAAGGCAUCACUGAAUGAACUGUCUGUGCAUUCUCAGCCACUACACUAAUUUUGUUUUUCGUAGGGUCUGGAAGGGGAGGAUGAAGGUGCAAUAAGCAUGCUGUCAGAUAACACUGCCAAGUUGACCUCUGCCGUUAGGUGGGUUAUUUGAUUGUAAUUUUGGGAGGAUGUAUUCAUACAUCUGUGAUUACGUCACACAGUCUUUCGAUCAGGAAUAAUGUGUUGGUACUAGUAUAAAUAAGAGAGCUGCAAGAACCCGGGACAAAGACAAAUGUGUACGUAGUAGCGUUGCAAUGAUCAGAAGAAACCCCUUCAAUGGGAUUUGAGAAACAAUUAUCUACUUUGCUCCUGCAGCUGCCUCUCCAAUUAACAUCCAAUGCCACUACAAUUUGUUUAUCAUUACUUUUAACUUGUCUGCACUGCUUUAUGAGAAAUUGUAAAAAUAUUACUUUUAAGUUUCACACUAAUAUGACUUGUGGUAUUAAUAGCUGGGGUGACCGCUUUUUGAUCCAAAGAGAUAUGUGACUGCCAUUCUGGGGUCAAGAAUACAUUUUUUUUUACUAAUUUGGUGCAAAUUUACAAAGCUGUUUUUUGUCUUCUUUUGGAUCAACAGCAAAAACAGAUGUAAGAAAGGCUGGACUUGUGGACACAUGUCUCUUUUCAGCCUAUGUAACUAUGUUUACAGAAUUGAAUUUGCAUGUUAGCUUAGACCUCUUUUGUUCCUGCAGCAAGCAAUUCACAUUUAAAUUCGCUUAAAACAUGUGGUUGAGUAGUGUUUGUCUUGGAUGUUUAUUGCAUAAUUAAAAACAAAAAUGUUGCUAUAUAGUUUGUCUACAGCAGUUAAUUUGGCUCUAAAUCAACCUCCAUCCACAUUACAGUAUAUUAGUGAAACAAAUUAUUUUAAGAGUGUAAAUCUAGCCUCCGUUGGCAUAAAGUACAUAUGCAGAUAUGAUUAAUAUGCAUAAACAAAAAUUACUCCAUUCACAGUUUAAUGCAAAAAUGAAGUGUUUAUAUGUAUUUGCUUUGUCAUGCAUUUGCUUGUAAUAUAGCUGUGUCACUUUAUAUGGGUGAUGAGGAUAUUAAAUAUGAACAUACUAUUACACACUUUCAAAAGCUAGAAUUAGAUGGUCAGUUGUACAUCGUACACAUUUAAGAGAGAGAAACAGUCUUACACAUUUGUUUUGAAUAUUUUUAUUGUUUUCACAAUAUAAGUGCAUAUUGCGAACUGGUUCGUAAUAAAGCAAGAGGUUGCCCACGCAGGGGCUUAAACAGUAAUUUAUAGCAUUCAUUAAGGUGAAAGGUCGCCUACAUAGAGGCUUGAAUGUUAGCACAUAGGAAUAAAUGCAGAUUAUCGCCUGGGCAGAGGCGUAUUGAUCAAAACAUAUAGGCGUACUUGAACUUUGCAGGGAUAUACUUAUAAGCAUUACAGCAUAAACUGCUUGUACUGAGCUAAUGCUACACACCAGGCUGGCUUCACUUGAAUGUUAAGCUUCAUUGUCAUUUAUCUUAAAACAGCAGUUUGAGUCUUAUGCACCUAUUUCGCUCCGGCGGUGGCUGAGCAUGAUCUCACGCAGCUGAAUGAGGAAGAUAUAGCUAGUGUGAUAUGAUGGUCAGACAGCGUGAGUCGGUUUUUAUAAAUCUUAGGUGGGUGCAGUUUGACCGUGUCCACUAGGCCUGAACCUGUUGGUCAGUUGCAAUCUCUGCAUAUUACCACUUAUUUAAGUUAUGCCUAUCUGGUCAGAAAAUAAAGUGUUCAGCUGGAUUAAUCGGGUAUGUAGAUAAGAUUUGCCGCUGUUCCUUGAUAAGCUAGUGUGGUUGCGAAGGUAUACCGCAGUACCCUGGGUGCAUCAGUUUAGUACUCCACUGAUGGGUGUAAUUCAACUGCGUCUAGUUAGGCCUAAACAUGUGUAACAUAGCAAACUAACAAAAGGCAAAUAGUAGUGCUGUCUAUAACGCAUUUUCAUAGCUGCGUAUUGUUGUUUUAAGCACUCAUAGCAGAUAUGAUAUUUUGGUUAGGCACUGCGGUCGCAGCUAUUGGCGUUGUAUCAGCGCCUAGUAAGUUAUAGAAUAUGUAUGCAAUAAAGAUGGGCACAUAAAAUAUAAAAAUGAUGACAAUAAGGGAGUAAUGAUGAACUUAGAAGAAGCAAAAAAAAUAGAAUAUACCCUUUAAGGUGAAAGAACUAUACACCAACAAGUGGAUAAAACGUAUAGGGUAUUUUACCUAUAUGUAACUCCCACAAUGUAGAUAAGGACUCCUCCCAGUCCUCACAGAAAAUACAAAGAAAGAAAGAAAGAUAUCUACUAAAAGGGGAGAAUGGAACAACUCAUAGAGUAGUAUUGUAAGGACCAAAUAGAAUAUCAGGUUCAAUGUUAAACUCACAUAAAUAAAUCGAUUGUACGAGUGUCUAAAAUAUAAGUUGAUCAGAAUUUCUUCAAACUCCAAACGAGGGCAUGUGGAAAACAAGAAAAUAUAUGCAACAAUAAGUGCAGACUAUAAGAACCAUCCAAUGCGCUAAAUUAGAUAACACUUAUGCACUAAAGAUGGCAUUCAAGCAUAUAAUGAUCUUGAAGAGAGAUUACUUCCAGGAAGGAAAAACUGUUCCUUUAAGUUAGCGGACGUUGAAAAAACUUUUAUUGUUACAAAAGUAAAUAAAAAACUGAAUCCCACAGGGGCCCAACCUAUCCCUAUCCCAGACUAUCCGAGAGUAAGAGAGGGAACCUCGGACUAUCCGAGAGUAAGAGAGGGAACCUCGGACUAUCCGAGAGUAAGAGAGGGAACCUCGGACUAUCCGAGAGUAAGAGAGGGAACCUCGGACUAUCCGAGAGUAAGAGAGGGAACCUCGGACUAUCCGAGAGUAAGAGAGGGAACCUCGGACUAUCCGAGAGUAAGAGAGGGAACCUCGGACUAUCAGAGAGUAAGAGAGGGAACCUCGGACUAUCAGAGAGUAAGAGAGGGAACCUCGGACUAUCAGAGAGUAAGAGCGGGAACCUCGGGCUAUCCGAGAGUAAGAGAGGGAACCUCGGGCUAUCCGAGAGUAAGAGAGGGAACCUCGGGCUAUCCGAGAGUAAGAGAGGGAACCUCGGGCUAUCCGAGAGUAAGAGAGGGAACCUCGGGCUAUCCGAGAGUAAGAGAGGGAACCUCGGGCUAUCCGAGAGUAAGAGAGGGAACCUCGGGCUAUCCGAGAGUAAGAGAGGGAACCUCGGACUAUCCGAGAGAGAGGGAACCUCGGACUAUCCGAGAGUAAGAGGGAACCUCGGACUAUCCGAGAGUAAGAGAGGGAAUCCUGGACCAUCGUGAAAGCAAAUGAAUGAAACCAAGAGAAAUCUAAACAUCCUUUCUCUGACUCCUCAGCUCUCUUCCUGAACUCCUGGAGAAGAAAAGAAUCAUAGACAUGCACACCAACGUAGCCACUGCAGUGUUGGAACAUAUCAAAGUGAGUCAUGUUUAUUAACUGUGAUUUAUAUGGUUUCAUCUGUCUGUCACCAAAGCUAGCAAUUUAUUCAACUGUGAAACCCCACAAUGCAACUGUAUAUGAGUACUUUUGUAAUGACAUUAAAGGAUGUUGUUGAAGCAGGGUAAAAUGUCUCCUUGCCUUGUUCAGGUAAAGCAUUUUUUCGAAUGGACAUGCAAUCUUGUGAACCCCGGGUGGCAGACACCCGUCAUUUUAGGUCCGCAAUGUUAUUUGUUUGAUUACGUUGUAAUUGGAAAGAGCUUGAUGGAUUAUAACCAUUUUAAAAACCCUGAUUUUAGUGAAAUAGUAUUUUAGGUUGAUUUGUUGUUUUUUUGGGAAUGCUAUUAUCAAACCCAUUGAAGGGUUUCUAUGGAAAUUUUUGUUCCAAAUUGGGUAUAUUUGGAGAUUUAAUUUUAUAUUUUUUUUAACAUUUAUUUUGCAGUAAGAAAACAUGAAAAGCAAUAAAACCUAAAAAAGAGCACACACCAAAUAUUUUAUUUGAAAAGCUGCUUGCUUAAACGUAACAGCCAAGUGAUUAUUAAACACAUCUUAAAAUUAUCGUAAUUCUGGAAGGGCACAAUCUGUAACACAGAGGAAGCUUCUAGUAAAAUUGAUGCAUAUAAUGUAGUUUCCAAGUCCUUUCACAGUUUAAAUAUACAGUGGAUCUAUUGAACUAUAUUGUUUUUGGAGUUCUCAUUUACAACAUCUUUAAUGCAGAGUAAUGUGAGUUAGGUAUAAUUACUAAACUGAAUUAAACCUAUUCACUGCAUAUCCUCUUCUGCCACUCUUUAGCGGUGACAAAUGGCAGGAUGUUUUUAUUUGUUUUGUUUUUCUAAAUUCUGAUAGUUAAUUUUUUUUUUAAACUUUGCAAAUAAGAGAGUUAUUGAGUACAAUGUGCACUUGAGCAAUUAAUCAUUACAACAGACAAAUCAUAAAGGGAGCGAGAUGUAUGAGACAACAUAGUAGUCACAGAUUACAAAUAAGUAAUCAUAUUUAAAGGGACAAAAAAGACAAAAUCAUGUUAGCUGAUACUUAAAGCUCUGAGACCUCAUUGACUUUGGUGAUCUCUAAUCAACCGGGCACGAACUGAGUCGUUGAUGUAAAACAUAAUGCUAAUGAUAAGUAAAAAUUUGAGUUGACAUUAUUCGUAAGGAAAAUUAACAAAAGGAAAACAAACAUAUUGAUGUGAAUUAAAAAUGUCCUGCGCUAGGACCAAGAACAUCUGAUUGCAGCUUUGGAAGAGACAAUAUCGAGAUCAUUAGUGUUAAAUAGCAUAUGUUGUCAACCAGUCUUCUGAUCUGUUAGUGUAUCUGCCAGUUUAACAGUGGCAUAGUUCCUCCAUUACCCUUACAUAUUUAACUUUCUGUACCCAUUCCCUUAUCUAGGGUGGAUUUACCCUUUACCAAAAAUAUAGGGAUAAGCUGGUUAGCCACUCUCAAUAAGUGUUUCACUAAGGAAGUUUUACAUUUAUGCAGAGAUUACAUAAAGGGAAUCAACACAGUAAGGAGGAGACUAUAUUUGAAAGAAGAAAAACUGCCACAACAAGGGAACAUAGUCUUAAAUUAGUGGGGCAAUUUAAGUAAUAUCAGGAAGUAUUACUUUACUGAGAGGGUAGUGGAUGCAUGGCAUAGCCUUCCAGCUGAUGUGGUAGAGGUUAACACAGUGAGGGAGUUUAAAGGACUACUAUAGUGCCAGGAAAACAAACUUGUUUUCCAGGCACAAUAGUAUUAAUAGGUUCCCCCCACCCUCAUGGCCCCCAUCCCGCCGGGCUGAAGGGGGAGGAAGGGGUUAAACGCUUACCUUUCUCCAGCGCCGGGCUCCCUCGGCGCUGGGGACUCUCCUCCGGACGUCAUCGGCUGAAUGCGUGGCAAGAGCCACAUGCACUGUCAGUCCAUUGAAAAGCAUUCUCAAUGCUUUUCUAUGGACGUUGGCGUCUUCUCACUGUGAAAAUCACACUAGAGGCUGGAUUAACCCAUAUGUAAACAUAGCAGUUUCUCUGAAACUAUGUUUACAGCAGGCAGGGUUAAACCUAGAUGGACCUGGCACCCAGACCACUUCAUUAAGCUGAAUUGGUCUGGGUGGCUAUAGUGAUCCUUUAAGCAUGCAUGGGAUUUUUAUAUGUGGCAGGCCAUAGUUCUUAAACAUGGACAUUUACCAGGAUUGAAUAUUUUUACUUAUCCCCUGUAUUUAGCCAAUAUGGUUCCCUAUGCCCUGGCUUCCUACCAAUUACUAAAUAAUAUCUACCCAUUUCUGUAACUGAACAUAGUAUGCAGAGGAGGAGAAACAGAAAAACAUGUUUGUUUUUUUACUCCUCUUCCAUUGCAGUGUGUGCCAUGUUUGUGCCAGGAUUUAACUGGAUUUUGAGGUCAGUUGCUAAUUUUUAAAGACAUCACAUGGGAAAACAACACAGGCUAUAGAUGAAUUUCCAUGUUCUUUUUAAUGUUAUUUCCAUAAAAGUGACAAAUGACCUUUACAAAUUAUAAAGCCAGUGGAGCAAAUGAUUUAAAAAAAAAGAUUCUUCCACAUUCUGUGUUCUGAAACCCUGGUUUGGACAUAUAUAUUCCUACUCUCUGCAUCUCAUGUACACAUUACAUUAACUUUGUUCCUGGCAGUAUUUGUGAAUGCCAUUUCCCUUGAUGGUCCCUUUUCCUGAUUAUUCCAUAAGAGAUGUGCCCUUAGUAUAAAUUACUGGAUUUAUGUUUAGCUGGCCUGGCCUAUUUUUCCGUCCUUUUAAGUUCCGUAGUGCUUGAGUGCCUUCUAUAAAUUAGCAUACAGUCGCUGGAAACCGCGGUUUUAAUCUGGUGUAUUACCGCUUUGUUCUUUUCCUGGUUCUUCACAUAAAAUAAUUUUAUUUACAGGCAUGCAUGUUAAAUGUAAGGCUCCAACUCGCUAUUAUCGUUUAUGAGUAGUUAAUUACAUAAUAUUUUGACUUGGGUGCACUUAUACAAACAAUCAUGCUUCUAAAGACACUGCAAAUCGAUGUUAAAUCUGUUUGCAUAUUAGAAACCACAUACAGACUUAUAUACUAUAAACCAUUUUUUUUCAUGUGCCCAGAUGUUUUAAGGAAUCCGCCAUCUGGUCGAAGGCUACGUUAUUUCUGAACGCAUUCUGGUUUUAUUUUUUAGAGUUUACUGCAGCUUUACUUGUUUGUAGAAUCUUAAUAUGUUGUAUUGCUUUCAGUAACCGUUAUGAGAAACUGUAGUGCAGGAAAAUAACUUUAAAGAGUUUGAUAAUACUUCCUCUUAAUUUCGCUCUAUACAAAAGCGCUCGUGGAGAAGUUCAACCAUCUGUGUAAAUGUUAUGGUCAGUGCCUGUUUCAAGGGAUGCUACGGGCACCAACACAACUUUAGCUCAAUGAAGCAGUUUUGGUGAUUGGAUCAUGCCCCUGCAGUCAGUUUUCUGCUAUUUAGGAAUCAAAUCACUUUUGUUUCUGUUUAUACAGCACUAAUCACAUCUCUCCUCCAUGUGACUUGCACAGCCUUCCUAAACACUUCCCGAAAAAUAAUUAUGUUUAAUCUAGAAUUUAUCUCCUGUUCUGUUAAUAGCUUGCUAUUUACUAAGGAGGACCUGAAAACUUCCAAAGCAAGUUAACCUCUGAUUGAAAAUUAAACUUUUGUUUUUCUUCAUGCAGGCUGUCUCUCUCUCACUGGUAGGGGAGGUGUGGUUAGGGCUGCACAGACAGAAACAAGUGAUUUAAAUGGCCCCCAAAAAAGUCACCAAAAUAAAACCAUUCUUGAACGGUUUAACCCCUAAGAUUAAGUUGUUUUGGUGCCUGUAGUGUCCCUUUUUAACUCCUAAGUGGCAGAGAAUUGAGCAGUGAGACUGCAGAGGCAUGAUCUAUACACCCAGACUGAUUCAUUAAGCUAAAGUUGUUGUGAUGCUUAUAGUAUCACUUUAAUAAUUGUAUUGGUCCUGUAAGUUUGCAUUUUGAAAACACUCGGGACACAGCCAUUCAUUUAUUUGAAUGUGUGCAAAUCUUGGUCACUGACCAGGAUUUAAGUGGUUUUGAUUUUGUUAGAACACUGAGAUACCAAUCAAAAUGUGCUUGUUUCAAAUUGAUGAGCGACAGACAACUGUAAUAGCUAAAGAAUAUUUUUUAUUUUUUGGCCCUUUGUUCUUCGCAUAACUUCUCAAUCAGGGCUGUUGAUACAGUCAUUGAGUGGGAAGCAAUUUUGCGUUAGUGGCGUCCACGUCAGAGGUACCAUUAAUUGAGGAGUAGUGUCAAAGGUUUCUUUGUACUGACUUCACAGACCUGCAAGUGCUGUGGAGUCAGAAGCAAGUUUGUGUUACUAGUGUCAGUCGGGGGUACCGUAAUUUGAGGAAUCCUAGUCAAAGGUUUUAUGUUCCCACUCGACAACCAUGUUAGCAAUAAUGAAUUGCCUUGGUUUAUUGUUUUGUUUUUUUAAUUAGUAGUAGUAGUAGUAGUAGUAAGACCGGUUUAACUGCAAUAUCUUUUCUUCGCGUGAUAGUAUGGAGAAAAUUGGCUAAAUUGAGGGUAUAUUUGCGAAGAGAAACAUAGAGACCUGUAGAUGACUUGGCUGAGAAAAUUGAGUAGCUGUUUCAAGAAAAGGCAUUCGAGAAAUGUUUAUGUAGAAAUUAACAUUUCUCAUGGAUUUUGAUAGCCCUUGACUUGUUGAAGGGAGUCCUCUGAUUAAUCUGUUUUCAGCUUCAUAUUAUUAAUUGCACAGAUUAUUGCAAUUAUUGAGUCAUUCGUCUUUUUAGAUAGUUAGAUAGUAUUCUUUUAUCGGGUGAAACACUGUAUUAUUAUGGUGUAUGAUUUGAGAAAUAAUCAUCCGUUAAUGUUCACAGAUUGCAAAUGACCAUGUAUCUACUACGUUUAAGUUGAAUACGUCUCCCUCUGACCGUACCUUUUACAGAAGUGCUUUUUUCCAGAAGUUUAAGUCUUCAUCUGUUGCCCACAAUUUGUGAUCCAAUGUCCCUGCUACUCAAGAUUGUUUUGCACCAUCUUAAGGAAACUGGCCAUUAAUCAGCCCUUCUUGGGUAUACUGGCAGCUCCUUGGCUCAUGUACUGAUUAGGUCAGUACUUGGAAUACCAGUCUGUGUGUCUCUGAACACUCCGACAAGUUAGAUGAUUUCAACAAACAGACCCUGAUUUUUUUAUUUUUUUUUCGUUCACUCACCUUUGGCAGAGCUGUCUGUUUAUCCACGAGAAUCUUCUCCACCAGAAAAACAGAGGAAUCAGCCAGGCCUUGUAUUCAGGAUGGGUUCUACUUUUUAAAAGUAGGUUUAGGUGGCAACGUCCAGGCUAGAAGAUUGAUGCUUCAAAACAUGAAUCUGGAGCUAAUUAAUCUUUCCUUCCCUAAAUAAAAAGGUUUUAGUGUGAGUGUCUCUUAAUUAAAUGCGCAUUGAGAUUCCUACAUUUUAAAUAGACCCGUACCGGUUUACAAAGACAGAAAGGAACUGUGUGAGAAGUACCAGGUGUUAUUUCUUUUCCGUUAUCAGUGGAGACAGACAUGGUCCAGGAGACCGGAGAAAAGCCAGAACUAACAAAACCGAACCUUUAAACAUUUUCAGCCUCAUAGUGUUGUAGAGAAAAUUCUUCACUGGUUAAUAAAACAAUAAUAAAAAAUUUUUUUAAAUUGUGCAUGUUCUUUUUUCAGAUUCCAGACGUUUUGCAGAUUGUUUGCAUUGUCUGAGAUUGGUCCUGCCAGAGUUUAAUCUAAGAUAAAGUCACAAGUAGAACAAUGUCUAUAGUGGCCAUGUACCAUCUCAUUAAUUUAAUUUCACAUAAUAGAUUGUUUUACAAAACCCAAGAGGUUUUGUGCACUUGUAAAAGACUGUCGGUUUUCAAGAUAACUGAGCUUUCAUUUCCAGUAAGUCUAAAAAAACCUUGCUUCUUCUCAUCAUAUGUUGAUCUUGAUGAUUUCAGCCAAGCCAAUGCAUUCCCGUAGAAAAGCAUUGGGAGGCUAUUGCACAUCCGCUGCAUCCAUCAGCAUCUCUUCAUAGAGUCAAUGCAUCUCUAUGGGGAGAGUUCAACGUCCCACGUUGAACGCUGCACACAGUGCAUCGCUGAAAUCGGAAGCACCUCUAGUGGCCGUCUUAGUGAAAUAGGAUUGGGGUAGGGUACAAGGUAGCAUUUACAUUGAAAAGCCUGCAGGGACAGGCGGUAAACACCAGAACCAGUACGUUAGGUUAGGAAUAGUAGUCCUGGUGACCAUAGUGUCCCUUUAAGGAUAUGCUAGUCUUGGUGAUUUGAUGUUUAAUGCAUGUAUAUAGUUUGUUAAAUACAUAUUAUUGCAUUGUAAUAUUUUGUGACGCUUAUAAUGGAUACAAAGUAAAUCAAAUCAUUUUACUCCUUACAAAUACAUCCAGCAUAAUGAGGAGGGUCCUCUUUCAAGAAUAUGCAUAUUCUGUGCCCCCUCUGGCAGAAAAAAAGCAUUAAAGAUAUCUAAUCCUAUUUGCUCUGUUUUAGAUGUAUGCAACUGAAGUUACUAAUUGUAUUUGGAAGACCAGAAGACCAGAAAUCAUGUGUUAGUUAUUAAAGCUUCUGCUUUCCUGUGUUCAGUGCUGCUUUGUUUUUCUUUGUUACGAAGAUUAUUAUUCUGUUUCUAUUAAAUGCUCUGUUAAGUGUUCCCAGCCAGACUCCCAUCUGCAUGCACGAAACCGGAACACAAAAAGAGGGGAUCCUGGCCACUUGUCAGUGCUUAAUGAGCACCAUUUAUGGCCGAUUAGCUGAAAGCAAGGAAGCUUGGAAUCUUUUAAUAUUCUUUAGCCUUUCACGCCAUGUCUUCUUUGGAUUUCGUUAGAUUGUGAGCCUGGCUGGUUCCAAGCAAGGUUGCAUGAUAUCGUUUGUGGCCAGCAUUGCUGUAAUGUAGUCUGAUUCUCUAAUGUCCAUAAGUUUCUCUCUGCACUAUUGGAAAUGUUCUAUCACUUGUAUGUCUGGAUUGGUUCUUGACAUUCUUAUGGUGUUGUCUAGAUCAGUGGUUCUCAACCAAGUCCUCAUUCGCUUAGAAUCCCCAUUGAGAUAGAACUGGGAAUUUCUUGAAUCCUGCAAUGUUGGCGCUCCUUGAGAACCAGAGAUGCCCAAUCUUGCCCUUCGGGCUAAUUUGCACUUUAAUUUGCAGAAUUUCUCACCAGCCAACAGCAGGGGGUCAUAUCUGUCCUAUUCUACCUACUCACUCCCUUGUAUCACUACUAAAGUUUUUUUUAUUUUUAUUAUUGUAAUUCCAAGUCACUACUUAAAAAACACUUAAAAAGUAUCAGGUUUCAUUUUUGUAAUAUUUUAACUACGCUUGUCUCUGCUACGUCUCCUGCGAGACCAUUCCAGAUAACCAACUCCAUUUCUGUAAAACAUCUGCUCCUCAUUAGUUGUGAUCACCUUUGACACUCUAGCUUCUGUAGAAUAGGUUUCUCAUAAUUCUCAGCAAUGGGUUACGGAAAAGACAUAGAAGCACAGACAUUUAGAUGGCUGAACAGGCUCAUUGAACCCAUCUUUUUUAUUUUGACCUUUUUUAAUUAUUAAAGAUUUACUCAUCAUAAUCACUGCAGUCCGCUGUAAUGAUGCCAGGAGUACCGUAGCCCAGUUCCCCAGUGAUGGUGCUAACUAUUUAGCUAGAACAGUUUGGCUAGAAGCAGUGGCAAUCGCCAUGUAUUUAUCUGAGAGCAUCAGCAAACUGCUUUCGGUCAAGGACUGUCCUUCUGUGCAACGAGAUGACAACUGUUACACCUAGAGCAGCAAAGGGGUUAAACUGUGUAUGUGCAGAGUUUAAAAGCAAAGCCCUCACAUGCAGACUCCAGGCACUGAAGUGUUCAUAGUGAUUGAAGUAAAUCUUUUAAAUAUGAAAUCCAAGGCAAAAAUCAUUGUAAUAUGGUUACAUAUAACGGUUCUAAAUUUAUUUAUUUUCCUUUACUAAAUAGAUGAUUUUUAAAAAAACAAAAAAAAAGGGUUUUCAUAGACUUUGUAAGUGUUUUCAUGUGCUUUAAAUCAGUAGAUUUUUUAUUUUUUUUUAACCCCUGCUCCAAUUUCAGUAGUUCUCUAUUGGUUGGGACAGGCUCGUAUUUGCCAGGAUUAGUUUGGGGUCCUCAACUCUCCAAGAAGGCAUGGCUUCCUCUAUGAUGGUCUAACCCAAUGCUCCUCAUGUAGUGGUUAUGGUGCCAGUAGUUACUUUGUCACGGCUUGCUUGGGGUCUGCUGGGUGCUAUGGCCAUAUAGUGGAACUAAACCCCUGUAUUUGGUAGUGUUGUAAAAUUGAAAAAUGUAUUUUUGUAUGUAUUACUUAAUCUGUGUUUUGUAUGAAUUUUGGUCUUCACCACUUAUGAGAAAUGCAUGUACAGAGUGCACCCCAAUUCCCUUUUUUCGGAGUUAGGCAUUUAGUUCUGAAAGUGACUAAAGUAUCCAACUAAAAAUUUUGAUUUGAUAGAUAAUAGAUAAGCCCUUCAAAUUCAAUGUUUUCUAUGUUUGCCAUUUAAUAUUUUAUUGAGAAAAAAAAAUACAGAAUCAGUACAGAAAUAAGCAGAGAUUCAAAUACAGCAUCUAAAAAUGUCUUUACUAUAUCUUAGUAAAGUAUAGCAAAGAACAAUUUGUAUUGUUAAAUCACUAUUAUUAUAGUUUACACAAUAUAGUGUAUGGGUAAUUUUUCCUGAUAGAGUUCCCAUAACUGGGAGAAGUAAAAGACCCUAGUAAUGAGGUAUUCAAUCUGAUGUUGCUUGACCAUAGAAUUUAUUUUGCAUUUUUAGGGUAUCGUUAUCCACAAAGAUUAUUUGCAAAGGGGCAAGGUUACAGAAAAGGGUGGUGGAGGGGGGGUGGAUAAGCAUCUUAAAUUAGUGUGUCAAAAACCGAAAGAAGAGUCGGAAAAAGGAAUAGGGAAGAAAUGGAAAAGAAGAAGCAUAAAGCAUUCAAAGACUUGCCUUAUGGAUCCAUAGUCCCUUGAAUACUAUGUCAUCCAAAAACUGUGUAUUCGUAUUAGUGCACCUACAUUCCUGUGCUUUAUGUUAUGUAGUUUAUUUUUGCAUUGCCAUAAGAGAAUCUUUUAGUAUUUUUAUCGUUAGUACAAUUAAAUCGGAAAUCAUUUUCAUCUCCGCUUUCUGCAUUCUAGACUCGAAAGUUGGAUGUCUACUUUGAGUAUGAAGAAAAACUGAUGAGCAAGUCAACUUUGGACAAGUCUCUCCUGGAUAUCAUCUCGGACCCUGACGGUGAGUUUUGACCUUUUUGGAACCCUGCUGGGGAUUUAGUGGUUAACCUGCCAUGAAAUGCCAGUGGGUGUUACAGACAGCUGGUUUGUUUUUGUUCCUAAUCCUCACCCUGCCCUUCAGGUCUUAACUUUGAAUUGAGCACACUCGACACCUCAUUGAUUUUCAAAUGUCUCCGGCCUCACAGCAUGCCUUAAAGAAGCCGUUGGCAGAGAGUAUACCACACAUCUCUGUACAUGGCACAGACCCACAAAUCUGACUGCAGAUACUCUGUGCCAACAUUUCAUUACAUAUGCAAUGGAUUUUUAACACUGAGACUAUAUUCUCUAACCUAAUGAAGAGUCAGUGGACAGGUUGUUUGAACUAUAAAAUAACCCCUUAAUCACUGGUAAUUUUUUCUACCAAAGGACAAAAGCAAUAUGUAAAUAUCUAGCCCAGCUCAGAGAUGUGCACUCAAGGCCAAUUGCCAAUCUUGGUGGUACUUUAGACCAGUGCUAGUUGCUUUCUUGGGGCAUCUUGUUCCUCAGCACCUAUUACUCAAGCUACUAAAUUUGUAUUUCUUGUGCUUUGAAACGCUCCUACUUGUUGAUGCUAGUAGGUAUUGGAAUAGUCCCAGCUAAUGCUUCAGAAAAACCACACAUCUCUUUUCCAAAGGAUCAUCAACACUUACAAACAUAUCAUCCCCAUUUUUGCAAGCCAGCCUGCUCAUGUCCUCUGCUAGAGUUACUCACAGUUCUCCAAAUAUUUUCUAAGAGGUCUUUCUCAGUACGGUGUAAUAAUCAUGCUUCUGAGCAGCCUAUCAAUGGCACCUUGUAGUUUCAAGGCGCUAGGGGGAUCUUGGAGUGUUGGGCAUAUGAUGUGCACUGUUCCCUGUUUUAUAUAGAGCAUCUAAAGUGCAUAGGGGAUGUCUACAAAAUCCCUGUAUAAGACUGGCAAUACAAGGUUUUGCAUUUCUUUGAAACUUCCAGUAUUAUUUUAUUAGAUAUUUAUCGGCCUCCCAGGCAUCCUCAGUUAUCUUAUAGAGAGUCUUCUAAUUUGUACGAAUACUUUCUGUUGACAGCUAAUUUCUCUAACUUGAAACCUCCAUAGCCCCACUAAUUAUUGUACACUGAAAGCAACAAUUCAUAUUGAGUGCCUUGCUUUCUUAUAAAUGAUUUUCAUUACGAGCAUUGACUCUUCAAGCGAGUUCUGCAUAUGAAAUGCUCAUCGCAGUUUACUGUCACUGUCGACAUCAAUUUGUUAGGACCGUUUAUUUAUUGUGACUCCUCGCGAGUGAGCCUUAUUAAUGAAUUGCACAUGGUCUCUGUUGAAAGCCGUAAUAGAACACUUACUUACAGUUCCAUGUUGCCAAUUGUGUGGCUGUGUUUAUUCCAUAACCCAACACUUUGAAUAUUCGGAAGUAAAAAAUCCAUGAAGCAUACAGAGUUGGGAGCCAGAUCAUGUAAUUUUCAGAGUCUAAAUCUGCCAAGCCCAUGGCAAGACACAUACCUAUUAUCACCCAGAGGUCAAAAGACAUUUGAACUAAUCAAAACCAUUUGCUUUGUUAGAAUAUUGUGACUUUAGGCUGCUUUUCUAUAUUUACAUGAACAGGAAGUAGUGUGAUUUUCUUUUCAAAAUACAGCAGAGACACUGGGACAGGAUGCUUUGUUGGGAUGACUGAAUUUAUUCAGCAUGUGUGUCUGUUUAGGUGAUCAUUACCAUAUUAUGGUGCCAGCAGCAAUGAAGUAUUGUGUUGGUGCUGUCUUUCUCGUGCCAUAUCUUAAAGUAUUUAAAUUAAUUUUACCCCUUCUUGCCUGGGUACAUGAACAUCUGCCAAGUGGUACCACGCCAGCUACUUAAUUAUUACUUUUUUUUUUUUUUUUUUUUAAACAAUAACUGUAUUCUCUUAUAGUUUUGGCGUUUGGAAACAAAAUAGUGAACCUCACUUCCUUGAGAACCUUCCACAGCCUUGACUUCUUUGAAUCUAUUCUGUCCAGGGGCUCAUCGUACCUAUCUCUGCACUCUUUCACUUUCAUUGUCUUUCCUUAUCACCGCUUGCCUCUUACUUGUCACAGUUAGUAGAACCAAAAGUAAAUGCCAACGAGUUUAUAUUUCUACAACGGAAUCAGAGCAAAAUCUAUAAAUUCCUCCGUACACACAAAAAUUAUUAGGAUUCACAAUCAAAAUGAUAAUCCAUGGUGGGGAAUAGAUCCAACCCCAUCAUCCAAGUACCAAAAGGGAAAAGGAGAAAUCUUGGUACUGGUAAUGCCAAAUAAAGCUGUAACUAAAAUCACUAUUUGGUUUGAAAAUCCGUAACGCUCACCACUUUUGUUUUGAAGGAGUGAAAUAUGCUAGAGGAGCAAUAGCUGGCAUACAGGAGACGGUUUUAGGAAUAAUAAUAAUAAUUUGCGGUUUCUGAUGGUCGGAUGAGCAGAUUGAAUUCCUAUUGGAAGAGGCGGGUCUUUCGGUUUUUUUUUAUUAUUUUUAACGUAUGUAAGAACGAUGCCUCUUUGAUUGUGCACGAUAAAGAGUUCCAGAAGGUUGGGGCAGAGUGGCUGAAUGCCCUGGAACCUGACUCUGUCUUUAUUCUUGACACUGACAGGAGGGUUUUGCUGGCUGACCGAAGUGAGUGGAAUGGAAUGUAGGGUGUCAGGAGCUCUUUCAGGUACUGUGGGCCUUGAUUGUUUAAGGCUUUAAAGUUUAGCAGGCCAAUUUUAAAAUAUGUUCGCCAUUUAAUUGGAAGCCAAUGCAGGGAGUGGAGAACAGGUGUUAUGUGGCAGGAGCGAGAUUGAUUGGUCAGUAGUCUAGCCGCUGCAUUUUGUACAGUCUGAAAGCGAUGGAGUUCUUUUUCUGGGAAGCCCAAGUAAAGUACAUUGCAGUAAUCUAGCCGAGAGGAUACAAAUGCAUGGAUUAAUGUUGGCAUGUCAUCCAGUGGAAUUAAGUGUUGUAUCCUGGCUAUGUUUUUCAGAUAAAAGUAGGCAGAUUUUAUUACGGAAGAAAUCUGCUGUUUAAAUGAUAGUCCAGAGUCAAUCAGCACUCCAAGGUUUCGUACCUUUGAUGAACUGAUGAGUUCAGAUCCUCCAAGCUCCACGUCAGUUAGGUGAUCAUGGGAUAUUUUUGUUGCCUGGCGUCCCCUCACCAAGAGUAACUGUUUUGUCCAAGUUCACUUUAAGCCAACUAGCAAUUAUCCAUUCUACAAGGUCUGCUAAGCAACUAUUAAUGCAGCAUUUCGGGUCUGUGGUAUCUGGAGCAAAGGAAAAGUAGAGUUGUGUGUCAUCAGCGUAACAAUGAUACCUUAGGGCAUGUAGCCUAAUGAUGUCCCCAGUGGUAGCAAGUAAAUUGCAAAAAGCAUGGGAGACAAGGUGGAUCCUUGUGGAACUCCGCAGAACAGUUCUGUUGGUGCGAUGAGCUUGAUCCUGAUGUUACUCUCGGUGAUCUACCAGUAAGGAAAGAUUUAAACCAGAUAAGGACUGUGCCUCCUAGACUACAGAUGUGCUGCAAGCGCAUUAUUAAAACCCUGUGGUCAAUGGUGUCAAAUGCAAUUGAGAGAUCCAAGAGGAUUAGGAUGGAGUAAUCACCUUUGUCUCUCGCCAUAAGGAGAUCAUUUAGCACUCGGACUAGCGCUGUUUACGUGCUGUGGCGGCAUCUGACACCUGACUGGAAAGGAUCAAAGAUGUUGAAGCUUGAUAGAUGGGCCUCCAGUUGAGUUGCCACUACUUUUUCAAUUAUUUUCCCCAGAAAUGGAAGGUUGGAUAUUGGUCUGUAAUUAGCCAUGCAGUCUGGGUCCAAUAAAGAUUUCAUUAGGAAUGGUUUUACCACAGCUUCUUUUAGAGGAUCUGGGAAGUCUCCAGUUUUUAGUGAACACUGCACUAUUUUUGUGAGUGCUGGGGCAAGUGUUUCAAUGCAUGCAGAUGUAAGCAGAGUUGGAGUUGGGUCUAAGCCACAAGUAGUAGGGUGUAACUUUUGCAUGGUUCUUUUAACUCCCUUUAUAGCCACAUUUGUAAAGGUGGACCAUAAACUGGGGCAAUCUGGCAUUCCAUUAUCGUGGAUCUGGUGUGUAACUGUCUAGCCUGCUGUGAUAGAGGCUCGGAUUGAGGAAAUCUUGUCUCUGAAGAAGAUCGCAAAUGCUUCACACUUAUCCUGAGAAAUUUUGGUGGGGAUAUGCAUGCUGGUUUGCAGAGCCUUUCUACUGUGAGAAACCGUUGCCUGGGUCUAUUGUGGGAGAAUGCAAUUUCAUGUCAUAAAAAUAAAGAUUUAUUUUUUUUUUUUUAUCUGGAAUUGAUAUUCAUUUAGAUGUUUGGUAAGAGCGGCUUUAUCCUCUGGAUCAUGUCCUGCGCCACUUUCUUUCGAAUUUACGGCCUGUUCUCUUCAUUUCUCCAAUGGUGCUAUCAAACCACGGUGCAUUAUUGUGGGUUUUGACAGUAUGUAUGCGUGUUGGUGCAAUGCAUUCUAGGGUGUCUCUCAUGGUUUUGUUGUAGAAAAUAGACAUAAGAGAAUGCCUAAUAAUUCUCAAAAAAAUAAAAUCACAUCUAGCUGUGUAGUACAAUUACCAUCUUUUCACAUCUUCCUAAAGCAGAGUGCUAGUGAAAACGCAAAACACAUCUAAAAUGUAAUACAUGCCAUCUACACCCCAAUGCACCCCCAAAUUUUUCUAUAACAUUGCAUACCAAAGUAAAAUAACUAGGAAAAAAUAGCCGCCUCUUAUAUAAAAUGUAACUUUUAAUCAUGCAGCUUUAAAAAUAAAAAUCAAGUAAUGUGUAUAUCAACAAACCUUGUAUUAACCUCAUUUUACUACCUAUACUCUGAUACUUUGUUACCAACCCUUUAGUCUUGUUACUUUCGUAUCUGAUUUUUGCCUGAUAUAAUAAAUUAUGGUCUUUUUAAUUGUUUCAACGAGACUUUUACCCUGAUAACAUAAACCCCCUGCCCACAUAUAUAUCUUUUUCACUUUACGUACCGUGACUAAGGAUACUCACUUUAAACCUAUUGACAUUUAUAUAUUCUAAACAAAGAGAACGUUACCUGCACUCUGGCCCUCUAUCAGUUAGGCAUUUAUCAGGGCACCAGGGAACACGGGUGUGCUGUGAGGCUGGUGAAAGCGAUCGCCUCAUGCCACAGCUGUUAGACCAUCAAUGCCCUGGUAAAAAAAACAAAAAAAAAACAAGCUUGGGCUGUUUAGGAUGACAGAGUAAAGUGACAUAUUAAUAUAUAUUCAUUUUAAUUUUUAUUUUUUUUAGCACACCUUUAUAUCAUUUAAAAAAAAGUUUUUUUUUUUUUUCUUUCUAAAACAUCAGUCCGCUUUAGCCUGAAACCUCUCUUAAACUAAAUUCUGUCCGAUAAAUAUGGAAUUGCAGUUUAAUGUUAUUACUUUUAAUGAGGAAAAUGCAACCAUGUAAUUCCCCCUUAAAUACUAUUUAUUUCAGUCCUGAUUCGGUUUUUGCUUGGAUUUUACAAAGCUAUAAAGCAUCUUUCACCCUCUCUCCUAAUUACUUAGCUCUGUUACAUGGCUUCGUAUCAGAGGAGUGAGUUAAACUUUAUUAGGUGAGAGAGAUUAUCACUUUAGUUGUGACUCAAAGCCAGCAGUGUUUGAAUGUAGUGUAAGCGAUUUAAGCUUCCAGACAACAUCAUUCGGUGGUUGUUACGAUCACUGCAGAAUUACAUGGACAGAUUUACAGAACAUACAAUUAGUUGAGUUUUAGCAGUAAUAUAUUGCUCCCUGGUACAAUGCUGUUGUAGGUCUGUCGCUUAGAAUUUUUCCACGUUGAAGGAUUCCAACUUCGUCUUAUUCCAUUCACGCACUUUAAACGUUACAAGGCAUGUCAAACUCGGCCUAGGGCUUCUACUUUAAUAAAUUUAAAACAUGUAAAGAUAUUUUGGUCCUGCUCCUUGUAAUUUUUUAUUUUUAACAAAUCUUUUUAUUUUGUUUUUAAACAUAAUACAGAAGUCCGUAUUAGAAAGCUCAUGUACAUAUGUGAGUUCCACCAUCCUAAGACUUCUGCGUACGUUGUUUUUAGUACACAUUGAAUAGUCGGCAUUGGGCGCUCUACAAGACAUACAGUAUACAAUAGUCAUUUUACAUAGUCAGUAUACAUAGUCAUGAACUAUAUGAAGCAUGGUGACUUUAAGUUUAGCCCCUUAAGGACACAUGACGUGUGACAUGUCAUGAUUUCCUUUUAUUCCAGAAGUUUAGUCGUUAAGGGGUUAAACAUAAAUCCUGCUUGCUUAGUGAAUGAACUAGCAAUAUAAAGAAUGUAAAUAGUAAUAUAUAUAUAUAUAUAUAUAUAUAUAUAUAUAUAUAUAUAUAUAUAUAUUGAAUAAAUGAGAGCACUCAAUGGAUUUUGUUCAAUCAAAUUUGUGUUGUGGUGAAGAGAUCAACGUUUAUUUAGAUAUGCAUAACAGUCAGUGCAGAGUUUAUAUAGGGGUUAAGAUAUAAUAAGGUGAUGACUUACCCAGUGCUGGUGUUACCGCGGUGUUCAGACGCCGUGGAGUGAAGUGGGAGUGACUGCACGAGCGAGCGUACCUGCAUGUGAUGACGUGAUCAAAAUUACGUGGUGGGACCGUGAUGAUCGCGUCCCGUUACCAUGGUGACGCUCAGGAGACAAAGUGUGCAAUAAGUGUACAGGGUGCUCCUGUGUGAAAGCUGAUAAAACAAGAUAGGAGGAAAUAGAUGAUACAAAAUGAUCAAGAUGAUCGAAAUGCUGGAUUUUAAACUGUAAAAUGUGUAAAACCGAAAUAGUAGAGCACAGAGAGGAUUAAAACAAAAAAUGUGAACAGAAGUGAUGGGAAAACAAUUGUGAAUAAGAGAAAAGAAAUAGAAAUACAGAGUGAAAGAUGUGUAAAGCAAAAAAAAAAUAUAUACGGAGCAAAAAGAAGGAAAAAUGUGUAGACCUUAAUAAUAGAAAACAGAUAAAAAGACAAGUAUAAAAAGGAGACCAUGUAGGUCUGGAAGACCAGACUAGAGAAACUAGAAAGUUAGUGAAAUGAUGUGAGAAAAUACAAUCAAUGCCAAGUGAACACUGCAAAGUGUAGUAAAACCGAUAGAAAUAGAAAGAGUGACAUAAAAGAUGACAAAGGCUCUUACAUCUAGAUAACAUAUAACAUAACAAAAUGUCAUAGCAGAGACAAUCAUUGGUCUAUGUAUGAUAAAAAGUAUAUAGUGAACAAAAUAUAUACUGUAUGAAUAUAAUGAUUAUGGACAUUUAAUAUUAACCAAAAUAAGUAUAAUCCUAUGCCAACUGGACAGCAAGAAAAAAAACGUUCAAACAAGUAUGUACCUAUAUAAUAAAUUGAGAAAACGUGUUUCUAUUUCUCAAUAGAGGUCAUAUCCAUUUCUGGAUUAACCCAUGGUGCGUACAUGUCUGCAAAAAAAAGUCUGUCUCUCUGUCUCUAUCCAACGCUAGCACUCUUAUCUGUAUGCCCCUCUCUCUCUCUCUCUCUUUCUAUGUUUUUAUUAUUGGCAUUUAUAAAGCACCAUCAUAUUCCGCAGCACUUUACAGUAAAAGAAUAGUGAUAUUUUACAAGUAAUUGACAUAGGAAAUAUUAACAAAGACCCGAUGACGAAAGUCCUGUGAUCUAUCGCUACUAUCUCCUGCUCUACCCUCUAAUCUAUCACUAUAUUUUAAAUGCAUAUAAAACCAGUAGAAACAUAUUUCUUAUUCUGCAGAGGUUACUUCUUAAAAUCGAUCUUUCUCCCUACCUAAUGUAGGAGAUUAGGAUAGGAAGUGUUAAAAGUGUCUUGAUUUCUGGCUAUUGCAUAAACCUCCAUAAAAAUCACUCUUCUCUUUUAUUAAGCACAGUUUUUGUUUUGCUUUGUUUUGUUUUUUUUUACCCUAUUUCCUAUUAUUAUCCUACAAAUGGUACACUAUUUUGCGAGUUCGUCCCUGAUAAGUUGCGUUACGUACAAUAUGUACCUUGUUAGUAUCCCAUCCUGCAGUCCUCUCUCAGGAACUGCUAGCAAUAAAAGUGCUUUUACCCUCCAAAAAUAACAUAUUGGCAGACUGCUGUGUUAAAUGGUUAUCCAGUCCCCGACACCAAGUGAUUGAAUUACACCGUGUUUAUACAUUUAUCUUUUGAAGCUGCAUGCCCAGCUCCAGCGUCAUUUAUUAUUCUCUUAUUUGUGGUCAUGCAUCAAAUGUCUUAUUUUAUGACAUGUCAUGUGUUUGUAUAUCUCCUGCUGUUUGUUUGUAGCUGGGACUCCUGAAGACAAGAUGCGGUUGUUUCUCAUCUAUUACAUCACGUCUGCGCAGGCACCAUCUGAGGUACUGUGGAUUGGUAUCGUGUAUGAAAAUAGCCUGAAAAAAAAAAAAAAAUUAUAUAUAUAUAUAUAUAUAUAUAUAUAUAUAUAUAUAUAUAUAUAUAUAUAUAUAUAUAUAUAUAUAUAUAUAUAUAUAUAUAUAUAUAUAUAUAUGUAUAUAUAUAUAUGUAUGUAUAUAUUCUUUUAUUUCCCUUCCUCCUUCUAAAAUGUAUUAAUUCCCCAUUGCCCUCCCGGAAUAUUUCCCCUUAAACACAUGUCACCGUGGAGCAUAGCUGUAGGUAACGCAAGCAACACACAUGUCUAUUUAAUGAUUAAAGUGUAUCCUUUAUGGUCUUUCUUCUUCAAACUAUUUUUAGACAUUACAAACUUUAUCAUAGACUAAUUUAAAUUUUAGCAGGAUACGCUUCCUCUGGUGUUUUUAUUUGAACCAACCUCCUCCCAUGUUCUGUGUUCAUUAUUCAUAUUCUUGCCAGGGCAGCUGGAUAUGUAGGCAGUGGAUUAAUUGGCACGGAAAGCCUAAUUUUUAUAUUAAAUGGGUUAUGUUACAUUGUAUACUAUUAAUAUAACCUAUACAUUAUGUUAAUUUUUAAAAAGAGAAUUUUUCAUUUGAUCUCAUUUUCUUUUAAAUAAUUAUGAAAGAUUUUAGCAGUUGACAUCACAAUCCAGUUCAGACGUAACCAAGUGUCAAAUGUUAACUAACCCAACAUGCUGGCAAAGGGGUCACAAGUACCCUUCACUAUAAUAGAAUGUAUUAACAGACCUUAGAGCGCCCGGGGGUUAAAGCAAGAAAUCACUACAUUAGCGUUAUUUUAAAUCUGAUUAAUCACUGGCAUUGAUUGGAGUUAGAAAACCUACAACAUGCUUCUUGCAGAAUAUGGUUCAGUUCUUCACACAGACUGUUUAGCCUUUGUUUCUGCGGCCAAUGUAACAUUGUCUUGUGUGAAUUUCUAGUUCGGUCUGCUCCGUAUCUUCAAAACGGGCUGACCAAUUUCAAAUGUUUGUUUGAACUGAAAAAUGCUCUUUGUGCACCAGGGUAGUAAUAUACAUAUCUCCCCUCUCCUUUCUACUUUAGAGCAAAUUUCAUGAGUUCAUUCCCAGGAGAGGGAUCCUUUUUUCCCCCCUCUUACUCAGAUAUGAGCUAUGUUGUAUCAGAAGCAGCUCUGCGGCUUCCUGUCUGGCAUAGCCAUGAAUGCAAUGUGUCAAAAACACAGUGUCUGGAAUUCAGAGGCCGUACUAUGUCUUCGCAGGAGCUGGGGAGAGGCACUGUUUCAUAGGGAAUUAUUUUUAUUUUGCAUAAUGUCUGUUCCCAUAUAAAAUAAGCCUCCAACAGGAACGAAAAACUCGGUUUCUCUACAAAUCGUUUCCCCUUAAAGUCAAAGUAUAACUAACACGUAUAUGUAAUAUUCCACUCAGUGGUAAGAAUCAUUAUUUUACCCCUAUUACAUAUAAUGUGUUGCAUAUACCUUUUAAAAAAGUAAAAAUAAAAAAGAUACUUGCCUUAAAAGUUCCCAAACAAAUCGCCUUUUAAUUAGUGUGCAUGCAGGUGCAAGCAGAUCACUUCAAAAACCAGGAUAAGACCGCCAAUCAGAAAUGCCUCAUUCUGAUUUAUAUGGCCUCUCCCUCCCCUUAGUAUAUAACAGGAUACUACAGCCAUAUACAUGCACUCUGGGUCAGACAGUGUUUGAAAGCCGACAGUAAGUCUCUAUGGUCACCACAACAACUUUAGCUUAAUAAAGCAGUUUUGGUGUAUAGAUCAUGUCUCUGUAGUCUCACUGCUCAAUUGUCUCCAUUUAGUAGUUAAAUCACUUUGUUUUUGCAGCCGUAGCCAAACCUCCCUGCAUGUGACUUACACAGCCUUCCUAAACACUUCCUGUAAAGUCAUCUAAUGUUUACACUUCCUUUAUUGCAAAUUCUUUUUAAUGUAUAAUUUCUUAUCUCAUGCUCUGUUAAUAGUUUGCUAGACCCUGCAGGAGUCUCCUGUAUGUAAUUGAAGUUCAAUUUACAGAGCAAGAGAUAAAAAAAAAAAAAAAAAACUUUCAAAGCAAGUUUCAUCCUGUUGAAAAUGAAGCCAUCUUGUUUUUAGUCACAGCCAGAGGAAGUGUUGCUAGGGCUGCAUAGACCGAAACAAACCUUAUUUAACUCCUAAAUGGCAGAGAAUUGAGCAGUGAAACUUCCGAGGCAUGAUCAAUACACUAAACUGCUUCAUUAAGCUAAAGUUGUUUUGGUGACUAUAGUGUUGCUUUCAAAAAAAAAACAAAAAAAACUUUUGAGGCGACAGUUAUCCUUUAGGUUCUUGUCACUGUCCUGUACGUAGUCCGCCACUGUCCAAGCGCAUCUCAAGUUGAGGGAUGUAUCCAGAUGAUGCACGCAAAACUUGGACAAAAUGUAUUUAUACAGUCUGGAGUUGUUGUUCUCGGCUGUUUUAAUAGACCUCUCUGAUAGGCUGACUGCAGUUUUUACAAUCUGUGCACCAUCAGUUUUGCAGUAUUACCAAGUAGUAACAGUGUUUUGAAUAAAGUGGUUUUAACUGGCGUGAGUUACUGAUUUGUUUUUACUAAUUAUGCUGAUCGAACUUUUCACUAAUAUUUAUCGAUGGCUUAUGCUGAAAUGCCUCUUUAUGUCUUUCUAGACUGAUCUGGAGCAAUACAAGAAGGCCCUUGAAGAUGCAGGCUGCAAUCUGGCACCUUUAAACUAUAUCAAACAGUGGAAGUACGUCAGUGGUUCCUGCACUGCAACACUUGUUGAAAACCUUUGCUAUAAGUGGUAGAAUUAUGUAUUAAUAUGUGUUAAAGUAACAUCAUUGUCGAAUUUUUUGAACAGGGCUUUUGCGAAGAUGGCGUCUGCUCCUGCAAGCUAUGGAAUUGGAGCCACAAAGUCCAAAGGGUAAGCGAAUCGCUGAGGGUUUGCUGAGAUAUCAUUUAAACAUAUCGGCAUGGUUGUAUAUAAACGUAAUGUUCCAGAGUUUACUGAUGCAAGAUACGCAUCUGUUUAGUAGUUUGUUAGUCUGAGAUCCUUUGGCGCUCACAACUGGAAAAUAACAAUGUUUUUGCAUUGCAAAACUAGCUUAUCUGUUUAAGAGAUAUUUGGAAGUACUGUAGAAUGCUACCUAUUGGUUAUACAAGACAAGUUUUUUAUAAAUUAAAAUGAUUCCAGCAUGUGAGUUAAACAUCUUGUUUGAACUCAAUAUACUCAGCUCUUCACCUGUUUGUGACCUGACUGUUUGCAAUAUUGAGUUUCAAACCUUUUCUUGAUAUAAAGUCAUUAGCAUUCCAUUAGCAAAAAAAAAGACAAAGUCCCCCCUGUACCCUUAACUAGGAAGGUUUGUCUACUGCCAGACCUGCCACCAAGUAAUGUCACUCAUUAAAAAUAGGUCUUGUUACAGUUCACUGUUUGCGCAGCUAUCACGAUCCUGCUUCUUGGUGGCAAGACCAAGGAUUUGGCAAUGCAUCUGCAUCUCUUUAACCAAUAUUUCUUUUGUGUGUUUCCAGUCUGCUCUCCAGAGUCAUGAAUACAGGGUCACAGUUCGUCAUGGAGGGCGUAAAAAAUCUCGUCUUAAAGCAGCAGGUAAACAUUCUCUGGUAGGAGGAGCUUCUCAGAACGUAUCAGUUCACCUUAUCUACCCUGCCAACUACCCACCUGAUACCACCAACGGGUACUAGCAGUGUAGUGAGGUUUCUCAUCUUUACUUCAUACUUUUUAUGCCAUAUAUAGAGUUGUUUAUUAUUAAAAUCUCCAUGACACUCGCCAUUCCCAGCGAGGCCUGGUCCUGUAAAGCAGUGAGAAUUGUAUGCUCUGCAAAGUUACACUGCUGUGAGAAAAAUCUAUUAACCUGCUCGGUGUCUUAGUUUGCAUUGUGCUGCGAGGUGACAGAAAAGGUUAAGCUAGUCAUCUUUUUCCUUCCACCCAGUUCCCCCAUCCUGUUUGCUUUGGCUGCUCAAAACAAGAAGCUUUGUGAAUGUGUUUGGACAUUUGAUACUUGUUCUGGGCACACAGAAUGCUGUCACCUCUCCCGCUGAGCUAAUCUAUAAUAAAUGUGUGCACUCUUAAUAUGUCAGCUGUCAGGUGUGCGUGCAUAUGUAUGUGCAUUUAUUAUACGCCUGUAUUUAUUUUUACUUAUAGAAUAUAUAGUAGCAUUUUCAAGUCUUUCCAAAGAUGAUUUUAUCUAAAAAUCAGACACUGGGCAUACAACUCCAACAAGAAGUAUUUUAACUGCUUAAGGGGCAAUGGCAUUCAUUAACAUCAACAGAAUCUGGUCUGUGAAGGAUUUUAGUUGGAGAAUGUCUGCUUAUUUAGCACAAGCAACUCUCUGCAACCUUUUAUUAACUGAGCGAGCCGUUUCUUAUUGGAAUAUGAUACUUACAAACCGAUGGUGGUAUAUGCCACCAUAACAAAAUGCUUUAUGGGUUAAAGAAUACUUAGAAAGACAAAUAAUGAAUAUAUACCCAGUGGUUAAGAGGAAUGAAUUGGGGAAGGUGGCGAAGCUGUAGACAAGAUAUAAUCCAAAUGUCCAGAUUACAGAAGGAAAGGAUUUAAGGGUGGUGAGAAGAGAAAUUAGAACAUUUAAAGGGACUCCACUACAAAUAAACGUAUGUACAACAAUGAAGGUAAAAACCAAAACACAAUGCGUAUUCAAUGCAAGGCGAGCGUCUGGGCAUAAUUAUACAUAUUAAGGGAUUUGAAAGAAGUAGUAACGUAACAGAGGGUUAUUGAGUCUAUAUACUACUACAUACACAGUUAGGUUUUGGGGUAAAUCUGUGCUUACAAUAUAGAACUGUCAUAUCUAUCUUUGUGUGGGGGCAUGUAUACACCUCAGUUUGAGCCUGACUCAAUUUUCUAUGUGUGCCUGUAUCUCUCUGCCAGUGGAUAUUCCUGUGUCUUUCUCUUUAAGUGUGUGUACACGUAUUCCUAAGCUUGCUUCUCUGUCUGUUUUUAUUAUUUGUGUUUUCCUUAUGUUCAAUUUUCUUGAUCUAUCUUCCUAUCUAUGGCCAUAAGGUUCUCCAUACAGUCAUCCACUCACAAAACACAGAAAAUAUACUUAAACUGUUUACAGUGAUCUUGGCAGAACUCUUAAUGGCUAUGACACGUGGAAUAAUAUCAGCCAAGUUUAGUUAAGGAAAGUACAAAAAUGUAUACACUUUAACUUGCCAAAAUAAAUCUAGAACAAGAAUAAAUGCUUCCUUUUCCUUAGCAAUGUCUACUGCUUGUGGCUUUGCCAAAACGUAUCUGGCAACACGUAUGUUGUAAUGUAAAGAGUUGCAUGCACUUUACAUUGUGUAGAACUGUCAAACAAUGUAUCCCAGAAAUCCUGACAGCCCUUCUUCCAUUUUUGUAUUCACACAUGUGAGCAUGCACGCAUAUAUCUGACAUGUUAGUGCUGCAAUGAAAAUGCUGAGAUCAAGAUUAAUGCUCUGAUACAUUCCUAAGUUUCGUAUAGAUCAGAAUACUUUAUAAAUAAGAUAGCUUUGUUUUACCAAAUCCAUCUUCAUUAGUCCUCACCUGUUUUUUGUUGUUGUGUUUUUUUUUUGUUUGUUUUUUUGUGCUCAGAACUUGCCAGUCACACGGGUCCUUGACAACCUCAUGGAAGUUAAAUCAAAUCCGGUAAGAAUACAGAGUAAAUGAACUGCUUAUUGAAUAGAAAUUAACUACUGUACUUUUUUUUUGUUUCCGUCUAGUUUCCUUGCUUAGGCCAAUUUCAGGAGUGUUUAUGAUACUGGCUGUGCUUUGUCAACUCAAAGUGAUUGAUUACUCAAGUGCCAAUAAUUCUCAUUCAUGAAACAGGGGUUCUUGUUCUUGCACACCUGACCUGCUAUAUUAAAAGACCACUGUAAUUAAAAAAAUUUUUUAUAAUUUAGAAUGACACCCAUUCGUAGACAUGGAGACGGCAAAACGUAAACUUUUCAAUUUACCUGAACUGUUUCAUCUACAAGUCUACGUGGACAGCAUUAGUGUCCCAAAAUCACUUGAUUAAGAUACUUAAACAGGUGUUCAAACUGUCCCUUUAAAGUAAGCAAAUUCAAAAUUCUCAAGAACUUUUUAAACUUCGCAAGCGAAAAGCAUAGACAAAGAAGGAAACAAAGAGCAUGAGGUUAGUUACAACUUUCAGGAAAGAGUGUGGGUCUCGUUGCAGCACAUGUAAAAAAAAAAAGUUUAAUCUCCAGGCCACAAUUAUAUUCAUUCUAAACAGAUGAGUAUGACCUAGUACCAAAAUAUUGCUUCUUUUUAGUGUCUGUGGUGUAAUAAAAGCAUGUUUCCUAGCUGCUGUCCCACAUUAACAUUUUAUAUUAGAAAAACUAUUUCUAAUAGAUAUUUAAUAUAAAAUUAAACUAAGGAAAAAUUAGGAAAGAAAAAAAAAAUGUUGCUACAUAGUGUUUUCCCCAAGUAAAACAUUAAUUCCUAACUUACAUUGAUUAGGACCAAAACUGCAAAGUGAGCUCUGUAACAUAUUCUGGUGUGUAAUAGCAUUAAUGUAACUUUUUCAGAACACCUUCGUACUCUUCCCUGUGUCAGAGGGGAAGAAGAGAAGACUAGGGGGUCUCUGGUGCACUGGGAAGGCAAUAUCAAUACAGUUAUUAUAGGCACUUCAUGGUGACUGCGAUAUGCCUGUUACAGUAGCACAGGCAGUCAAAUUUAGGUUUAACCCAGAGGUUAAGUAAAGCAUUCUAGUUAACUGUUGUCUUAGAGUGGGGGUCCCUAUUGGCCAACUAUAAAGUGAUUCAAAAGGCACCACAUAAUUCCAAAGCCUAACCUCAAAAGAGUUUGCUAGCUGAGUUUUUGCAAUAAAUCAUUAGCUAUUUCAGAGAUUCUUCUUUAAAGGUCUUACAACUUCUUGUUGAACAAACCCCCCACCACCACCUAUCAUCCCAUUUUAUGAAUAGAUGAAGGUCUCUCUGGACUGUCCUGUUCCUACCAUUUAUUUCUUCUACUGCAGGUUUUUUGUUUUUUUGUUGUUAUUGCAGAUUUUUUAUUUGCUCCCAGCUGCAAACAUUUAAAAAUAAAUACAUUAAAAAAAAAAGAAAACCUUGUGCGAGUGUUUUGGAAAAAGAACACUUCACCUCCCCAAAGACGCGGCAUGUGCCAGUAGCUCGUAAAACCAAAGACUUUCUGAGGCCACGUGUUUGUAUACCAUGUUUGAUCUUAGCAUACAGGCUUUGUCCAAGGGAGCUUUUAAAACGCACAGAAAUGGAAUCGUACAAAAUGUACUGCAUUGGUUAAGGUUUCCUCCGAGUCCACAGUGCAUCGCCCUGUGUUUUUGCACAAAGAAUUCAUAGCUUAGACCCAUUAAUAAAUUCCAUAGAAUAUUCUAUUAUAAUUUUAAUACAACUAAUUUUUUUUUGCUCAUUUCAUUGUAAACCUGUUUUUGCAAUAGCAAGAUUUAAUGUUUAUCGUAGAUGUUGACUAUUUUUCUGCAUAUUUGCACUGGAAAGGAAAAAACGUUGGACCUUAUAAUCACCCAAUUAAAGGAACACUCCAAUAAAAAAAAAUACAAUAUAUAAAUAUAUGUAUAAAAUAUACACACACGUAUAUGUCAGCAGCAUGAGGUUGGUUACUGGCUUUACUUGUGGAGCACAAACCAAAGCAGUUGUGGUGGGGAAAACAGUGAUUAAAAACCCCAUUUGAAACCAGCUUUUCUCACAGAGAAGCAACAACUUCAGUUUUGAACUGAACUGCAGUACAAAGCUAAUGAGACCGGAAGCCCUCCUGUCUGUUCAGUUAACAGCCAGUAGUUGCUGCAGUAGGGCAGUGGUUCCAAACCCAGUCCUCAUGUACCCCGCAACAGUCCAGGAUUUACCAGGUUUUAUUUAAGGUGUUUUUAGAAAAAACAACAACAAAAAAACACUUUAGACACAAAAGAGCAAUCCCUAAAUCCUGGACUGUUAGGGGGUACUUGAAGACUGGGUUGGGAACCCCUGCUGUAGGGUAUAUAAAAGUGCCAAUUUAUUUUUAAAUCUGCACUUUUUAUAAUAUUAGCCAGAGGGGACAUGCAGUUAAAGGGACAUUCCACUACCUAAAUAAAAAGAAAAAUGCAAGCCCUCCUCUUCUAACCCCACCCAGAUGUUCUGUGGCAGUCCAAUCACAGACUUCCCAAUGCAGCUCAAUGAGAAGUCUUUGCAAGGCAGGUGCUCUGAGCAAUUGUGGCCUCUUGAGUUUGGCUCCGCUGAGCUAACUAAACCAGGAUGUAACUGGACCGGUUGCCUGAUUGCUGUUGAGGGGGGUUUCGCAGGGUUCAUUUAUAAAAGUGAAAAUUUCUAUUGAAAUUUGCGCUUUUUGUAAAAGGAAAAAGAGGCAAAUUAAUCACUACAGUGCCUCAGGUGUUUGGGAUGUUCGUUUAACUCUUUAAAUGUCCUAUAUUUUCCUUCUAAGUAGACAUAAGAAGGUUUAACUGCAAUGAAUUCGAACUCAUUAUUCAGCUUUGCACAUGCAAUAAUUUUAAAAUUUUGUGUGAUAUAGUUCUAUCAUUUAAAUCUAAAAUACCUUCUAACUUAGAGUGGCUCAUUAAAGUAACUAUGGUGCAUGGAGUCCCUUGAUGCUGACCCACAGUUCACUUUAACUUUGAAUGCGGGUGACUAUACUGUCCUUUUAAAAGAACGCUACAGUCACCAAAACAACUUUAGCUUAAUGAAGCAGUUUUUGUGCAUAUAUUAUACUGCUGAAGUUUCACUACUCAAUUCUCUGCUAUUUCGGAGUUUAAUCACUUUUGUUUCUGUUUACGCAGCCAAGGCACACCUCCCCUGGCUGGUUACAUUUUUAAUCAGAUGUAACUUACUUUUAAAAGAUUUUAUUUCCUGCUCUGUAAAAUAAACUUUAAUCACAUACAGGAGGCUCCUGCAGGGUCUAGAAAGCUAUUAACAGAGCAGGAGAUAAGAAAUUACACAGAAUUUUCAACAAUGGAAGUUUAAACAUUACACGACUCUUUACAGGAAGUGUUUAGGAAGGCUGUGUAAAUCACAUGCAGGGAGGUGUUCCUAGGACUGUAUAAACAAAAUGAUCAAACUCCUUAAUUACAGAGAAUUAAGCAGUGAGCCUGCAGGGACAUGAUCUAUACACCAAAACUGCUUCAUUAACCUAAAUUUGCUUUCGUGCCUCUAGGGUCCCUUUAAAUGACUAGCUUUUUGCUUUUUUUUUUUUUUUGGCUACAAAUUAAUUUGACAUGAAAUAUUUUCUCAUGCUUUCCAAUGACACACCCUCCUAUUCUACUUAUUUCUGCAGGAUACAGAUGAAUACAGAUACUUCGACCCAAAGAUGCUGCGUGGGAAUGACAGGUAAUUUUCCAACUCGAGCCUCUUCUAACAGGAAUUCCUUUCUAAGAUUGUGCAUUGUAAACAGGAUAGUUUAGCUGGUGUUUUGGCAUUUUUGUUUACCCGUUGACCAGACAGGAUGUGUUUUUGAGUUUAUCGUCCACUUUGCAUUCAUACAAUAUCUCUAUUCUUUUCUUAAUACAGCUCUGUACCAAGAAACAAAAAUCCCUUCCAAGAGGUGAGGAGAUAAAGGGGAAGACGUUAACAGAGAGAAAUCUGUAGACGCAUAUGUGAAAUGUGUAACUAUUAAAGGAACACACAAUAAGCUGUAUUCUUAACACUAUAGUGUCCCUCCGCAUCCCCCUGGCAAUGAAAUGGUUAAAACAAUUCAAACACUUACUUGAUUCGCUAAAUCGGUGGUCUCCUAAAGCUUUUGCAAUCCCUCUCCUUCUAAACCCACCCAGACUUUUUGUGGCCGUCAAAUAAGUCUUCCCCAUGCAGCUCUAUGAGAAAUGUUUGCAAGUCAGGUUCUUUGAGCAAUUGCUACCUCUUGAUUUUAGCUCCUCUGAGCUAACAAACCAGGAAGUAACAGUACAGCUUGUCUGACAGCUGGGGAGGGUGUAACAAGGUUAAUUUAUGGAAGAGCCAAUAUUGAAAUCUGCACUUUUUGCACAAUGGAAAAAAAGGUAAAAUUCUUCACACACAAAGCACUUCAGCAAGCUAAUAAAAUGAAAGGAAAACUUACCUGCAACCCGAUCCUCCUCUGAUGUCACUUUCCCUCACUUCAAUGGCAGGGAAAUCUGGCUGUGGACUUCGGCGGCGUGCUAUGCCUGCUAAUGAUAGUUGCCAAAUAUGCGCGCAGCGUUAACAUUAGUCCGCCUUGUACUCUUGUUGCUGGAGUUGGGAUUACAUCACCGUCAGGAAAGUGAAAAGUUGCACAUUUAGUGAAAAUGCAACUGCACAUACAUAUUCCAAGCACCAUAGCUACUUCAAAUCACUGACACAAUCAUGGUGCUUGGCAUACUCCUUUAAUUAUUGCAGAUGUUUGCUAAAAGCAUCUCUAGAGUUUAAAGGGACACUAUAGUCAUCCAGACUACUUCAGCUCAAUGAAGUGGUCUGGGUGCCAGGUCCCCCAGGUUUUAACCCUUCAGAUGUAAACAUAGCAGUUUCAGAGAAACUGCUAUGUUUACAUAGCAGGGUUAAUCCAGCCACUAGUGCCUGUCUUCCUGACAGCUGCUAGAGGCGCUUCUGCGGCGCUGGAUACGAAAAUCGCAUUCAGAGUGCAGAACGUCCAUAGGAAAGCAUUGAGAAAUGCUUUCCUAUGGACUGUUUGAACGCGCUCGCUUCUCUUGCCGCUCAUGCACAUUCUGCUCCACUCGGGAGCUGGCAGGGGAGAAGAGGUCACCAGCGCCGAGGGAACCCUCAUAUUUUGUUUUCCUGACACUAUAGUGAUCCCUUAACAGGGAAACCUAUAGAUACCUUCACUAGGUGCUAAAUAAAAAAACAGCUGCCUGUUCCAGAGUUUUGCAACAAUUGGUAAAAAAAAUAUACAAAGGGGUAGGAUGCAUCCAAGCAGAUGAUGGAUUUAUCUUGCUUGCAAAAAAAAAUGUAUAUUUGUAUGACAUGUUUGGAAACUUUUGCUUCUAGAAUAGCUUGGUUAAACUGUGCCGUUUUCAUAUGCUGUAUACACUAAACCCUUGAUAAAAUAAUGAUGUAUUCUGUUAAGGCAAUGAAAUGUUCCAGCAGUCUUUGGGCAUUAAAAAUGUCCCUGAUAAGACCAGGUGUGGUCCAUAUGAGCAUCGUUAAACAUAGUUCCCAGAAUGUGAUGAUUUUGCCUUGUAGUUACAAAUACUGUGUAUCUCAUAUGUUUUAGAAUACAUUGGUAAAGUGUUUUUCAAUUAAAUGUAUAGGAGACGCUUCACAGGGAAAUGUUUAUUCAUUGGGCACAAUGUUGCUGUUAUGGUAAUGCAUUAGGAGAGUAAGUGAGAGGUCAUAUGGACAAUGCAGGGUUGAACAAAUUUGCAAUAUUAAAGGGACACUAUAGUCACAAAAUCAACUUUAGCUCAACAAAGCAGUUUUUGUGUAUAGAUCAUGCUCCUGCAGUCUCACUGUUCAAUUCUCUGCAAUUUAGGAGUUAAAUAAUUUGGCUUAUGUUUACGCAGCUAUAACCAUACCUCCCCUGGCUGUGACUUACACAGCCUGCAAGAAAACAAAAUUAUUUCAUUUUCAAUCAGAUGUAACUUACUUUAAACGUUUUUAUCUCCUGCUCUGUAAAUUGAACUUUACUCACACACAGGGUCUAGAAAGUUGUCAACAGAGCAGGAGAUAAGACAUUCUAAAUUAAACAGAACUUGCAGUAAAGGAAAUAUAAACAUUAGAUGACAUUGCAGGAAGUGUUUAGGAAGGCUGUGUGAGUCACAUACAGGGAGGUGUGCCUAGGGCUGCAUAGAUAGAGAGAUUCCUAAAUGGGUGAGAAUUGGGCAGUGAGAUUACAGGAACAUGAUCAACAUACCAAAACUGCUUCAAGUUGUUUUGGUGACUAAAGUGUCCCUUUAAAUGUGAGGACAAAAAGCGACUAUGAUAUUGGAAGAAAUCAAAGUUAGAGGGGCCAGGGUGACCACCUGGCUUUGGGGUACCUCUUAGAGUGGUGGUUUAUGUAAUAAUAAUUCACAUUUUUCCUGUCAGAGAGCAACCAGUUUAUGAAAUGCUGCAAUUAUAACAAUUCAAAUCACAGUUGGCACAAUGUAUAAUGUCUUUGCCCUAGUCCAUCUCUGUCACAAUAUUACAUUAAUCUGAGAGAUUGCUAGUUAUUUAAACAUUCUUGCAUAUUAAAAUCUCUAUAAAGAAGUUGGUGUAAAGGUCUCUAUUAAAUCUAGCAAUAGAAUUCUUUAUUUUUACAUCAUUUCUAUUCUAAUCAGUGACUUUCUUACGACUUUUCCCUUUAGAUACCACAUGGUUGCAUCUCUGCUGACCACUUUAGAAAAUAAUCAUGUUUCUGAAAUUUAGUGUGGCUGAUUUCUACCCUGAUUUCACGAUUAGGCGUUUCAACCUAAUAUUAAUAAUCUCCUACAGUUGUUAUGUUGUAUUUUAUAUAAAGAAGUCCUCCUACAUUUUAAUUGUUUUACCCAACAGGCUAUAGUGUUUGUCGUUGGAGGAGGGAACUAUAUUGAAUACCAGAAUUUAGUGGACUACAUAAAGGUAUUUUGUACACUUAAAUCUUGGUGCAUUUAAUUUUUCUUUCUUCGCCUUAUUUAUAGUAUUUUAAGUUUACUUUACUGUUGAUUUGUCAUUGUUUUGAUGGCACUUUGUAUAGAAUAGCCUCCCUCAAGUUGAACAUUCUGUUUCUCCAUAUAUCGUCCCUGGUGUUUUUCGCUCAGUUUCCUCUAUAAUUCUUAAAAUCACUCUGCUUUCUGUCUCCCACUCUCCGCUUUGAUGCCUUUGGCUGAUUGACAUGCAAACACUUCCCUAUAAAAAUAAAGUUGCGUGGCAGGCGUCUGUGUCUGUUCUUGUUUUCCUGGGAAAUUGCUUCUGGUUGCUAAGUGAACUGUUCUCCGCUGUCCCUGCUUUGGAUUUUGUUUUUGAUUUCUGAGACUUUGCACAGCAGUCCCACCAGUCUCCUAUCUUGUGCUUCAACUUCUUUAGAACAUUCAUAUUUCAGCCAUUUGACAGGUCGCAUGCUCCCUACCCAUGACUUAGCUAAAGUGUUAACCCUGUAUGGCAAGCAUGUCAAACUCAAAGGCUAACACGGGCCAAAUAAACAAGGUUUAAGUUUAUGUGGGCCACAAAAAAUCAAAAACUUCAGUUUUCAUAGAAACGUAGGUUUAUUUAGAAAAGUACAGUAUAAAAAAAAGUUGCCUAACUGACACUGGAUGUUCUCACACUCAUAGGGCUUCAAAGUAAACAAAAGAGCUAAUUUAUUUAAAUUGGUGUGCAUUUGCAUAUAGCCAAUAUUUCAGUCCAACUACUUGACAUAUUAAAAAAAAAAAGUUUGGUAAUGGUACUGAAAUGGUGAAUGUAUGCACAGCUGUAAAAAAAAUAAAUAAAAAAAAAUAACAUUACUUCCUGUGUAGUGUGCUAAAUUGGGGAGGGGGUGUAUUAAUUUGGGGGAGUGAGAGGGCCAGUGUAUUAAUUUGGGGGAGUGAGAGGGCCAGUGUAUUAAUUUGAGCGAGGGAGGGAAGGCGCGAGUGUAUUAAUUUGGGGAAGGGGGCAGACAAAAAGUUGAAACGAAAAAAAUGUGGAUGAGAUGCUUUGGUUACUUGGUGAGGGUGGUAUCUAAUAUGUCUCUACACCUAAAAUAUUGUCUUCUAUUUCUUAGACCAAGCAAGGAAAACACAUUCUCUAUGGCUGCACAGAGCUGUUUAAUGCCACACAGUUCGUUAAACAGGUAAUAGUUUGUGUGCGAAGAUGAUUAUAUUCUCCAUUUAGAAAUGCAAUAUGUCUGUAAUUUAAUAAGUGCUACAUUUGUUUUUGUUGGUUACUCCAAAUUCUUCGAUGCCCUGUAUGCACUGAUCAGUCACAACAUUAAAACCACUGACAAGUGUAGUGAAAAACAUUGAUUAUAUAUCGUUACAAUGUCAUCUGUCAAGGGGUGGGAUAUAUCAGGCAGCAUGCGGUCAGUUCUUGAAUUUCAUGUGUUGGAAGCAGGAAAAAUGGGCAAGUUUAAAAGAUCUGAAUUUGACAAGGACCAAAUAGUGAUGGCUAGACAACUGUUUACGAGCAUCUCCAAAAUUUGUGAGUCUUGUGGGGUGUUCCCAGUAUGCAGUGGUUAGUACCUUCCAAAAGUUGUGCAAUCAAAGACAACCAGUGAAACGGCAACAGGGACAUGGGUGGCCAAGUCUCAUUAAUGCAAGCUAGCCUGAGCACACAGAAGAGCUACUGUAACUCAAAUUGCUGCAAAAAAUUAAUUCUGACCAUGAUAGACAGGUGUCAAAAUAUACAAUGCAUCACAAUUUGCUGCAUAGCUGCAGACUGGUCAGAGUGCAACUAAUGCCCUUGGUCCAGCACCAAAAGCUCCUUCAAUGGGGAAAUAAGCUCCCGAACUAGAACAUGGAGCAAUGGAAGGUUGUCUGGUCUGAUGAAUCAUGCUUUCUUUUAGAUCAGGUGUAGAGCCAGGUGUAACUGUGUUGUUUAUUUGUGAAAAGAUGGCAGCAGGAUGCACCUCUGGACAAUGCUUUGCUGGGAAACCUUGGGUCCUGGUACUUUGACACUUACCUACCUAGAGAUUGUAGCAGACCAUGUGCAUCCCAUCAUGGCAAUGGUGUUACCUGGUGGCAGUGGAUUCUUUCAGCAAGAUAAUGAACCCUGACACACUGCAAAAACAUGUUCAGGAAUGGUUUGAGGAACAUGACCAAGAGUUCAAGGUGUUGCCUUGGUCUCCAAAUUCUCGAGAUCUCAAUCCGAGUGAGCAUUUCUGAGAUGUGCUGUAACAACAAAUCCGAUCCAUGGAGCCAGUACCUCGCAACUUGCAGGACCUAAUGGAUCUGUUGCUAAUGGUGUCUUGGUGCCAGUUACCACAGGACACGUUCAGAGGUCUUGUGGAGUCCAUGCCUUAACACAUCAGUACACCUAGUACACAAUAUUAGGCAGGUGGUUUUAACGUUUGCCUGAUCAGUGUAUGUUGUUUGUGGUAAACAAUUAUUUAUCAAAGACAGAGAGGGAAAAACACUUACAGUGCAGAUGGUACAAUCCAAAUGUAUAAUAAAACAAUGCACAGUACUUUUCUAUUGGUUUUUAUUUUCUUCUAACCAAUAUAUUUCGCGUGAUGGUUUUAGUCAACAUAUUUAUCUCUUAAUUACCUUUAUUAAUAAUCGUGUUAUAGGUUGAUAGUUAUAAGGUUUUGGGUAUAUGAUCGUUCUAGCAGAAGGUACAAAAUCAUCCAAAUAUCCAGCCACAGACUGGUAUAAUAACAAUUUGGAUUUAAUGUGUUUUGUGCAGACUUUUGAUUAACAACUAGAAAUCUGUUUUUUCAGCAUUAAAGCAGAGCUGCCACUUCUCUGGGAAUUAAGUCUUUGAUAAAACUUUGAAAAUCACUUGCGGUUACCUUUUUUUUAUUUUUUUUUUUAUAAAUAAUGUGCAAUUUUCCAUUUUCUUUUAGAAUGUGCAUUUAAGAUUUAGCAAAUGACUUCACAAUGCAGUUCAGUACAUGCAUAGCGAGAGCAACAUUGUUUCUGUUGCACUUUUCCUCUAUAUUCAAUGGCAGAAAUGGGCAAUAUUUAUGACUGUGAUUGACAGGAAGCCAAUAUGGAGGUGCUCUGUUCCAGGAUACAAGUGUGCAUUUAAUUUUUGAAACAUCACAAAAACAUAUUUUCUAAAUAUAGGAGAUUGGUAUACAUAAUAUUAAGUCCUGGGAAGUGACCCUUUCUCUUUGUAUAUAUGUAGGUGUAUAUCUCUUAAACAGUCAUACUUGCAUGUUUAUAUAGUAUUUACCAUUCAUUCUUCUAAUGCUAUUUGGGAUAUUUAUGUCUUGCCGAUGGUGUUCAUACCAUGUUUAUUUUGUUUGUUUUUCUGCUUUAGUUGUCUCAACUUGGGCAAAAGUAGCCAGUGGUGUGCCCUCUCUGUGUCCCACUCCAUCCCAGAGUAUGUGAUCUGGUAUUUAGUGUAAGGAUCAAUGGACAUAACCCAAACAUGGACCCUUCCAUUAACCUGUCUGCUGGCAGAACAUUGCACAAAAGCCUUCAAGUAUGAAAACAGAUGGUGAAUCCAUGUCUCAACUUAUUCACUAUCAGGGGUCUCAAAUGUACGGAGCACAGCUGUGAAUCGCAGGUCCUCUGACAUCAAAAUAUUCAAGGCCUCUCUUAUUUAACUCCUUCUUCAAUGAAGGUAUCACUCCCAGUACCAACUAAAUUAAUACUGUCUGUACAAAGGGGCUGUUUCCAAAUAAAGCCUACUAUUUGUUUAAUUUUAUACCGUGCAUUGUGUGUGAAGGAUUCUGUUACUCAAUUCACUCCAUAAUACGCAAUAUGAUGCAGUUCACAAACUAGGUGGUAC